GCGCGGCCCCGCCCGCUGUCAGCGGGAGCGCUGCAGGUUGAUCGCGGCGGCUGCAGAUGAGCGGAGCCCGCGCGCGGGCGGGGGGGCGGCCGGGGCAGCGCCGCCGGGGCCGGGUCGGCGGCCGGCGCACUAUGCGAGGCCGGGAGGAUGGCGGUGGAAGCUAUCCAUUGCAAUCUGAAUCCAAAUGGUAUUGAUCACCCUGUCCCCACAGAAGGUAUUAAUCUGCAACUUGAAGGCGAGGGAGUUGAAUCGCCCUCUGUUAAGAACACCAGUAAUCCAAAAGAGCCCGAGUCGAAAGAGACACCCAAGAAACAAGUGGAGCCAGAAAUAUCUAAGUCUGGGACUGUGAAGCUGACCAAGCCUGUGGCGUUAUGGACCCAGCAGGAUGUCUGCAAAUGGCUGAAGAAACAUUGCCCUAAUCAGUAUCAAAUCUACAGUGAGUCAUUCAAACAGCAUGACAUAACUGGCCGUGCUUUGCUGAGGCUUACUGACAAAAAGCUUGAACGAAUGGGCAUUGCCCAGGAAAGCCUGCGACAGCACAUUCUGCAGCAAGUCCUUCAGCUGAAGGUGAGGGAAGAAGUCCGAAACCUCCAGCUGCUUACACAAGAUCUCUACUUAAACCUGGAGAAUGGUUUUUUGAGGGUCAUAGAAAAGCAGCCAGUCCUUACAGGCCAUCAAGUAGAGGAUAAGAUCUACCAGUUCUGCGCUCUUGAGAAGUGUGGCAACCAGAGCUGACAUUCAGUUCACCAAGGUAAUGCUUCCUUGCUUAAUGAGAUUGAUUACUUAAAAACUGUAAUGAUAAGCUUAUUUUUGCCUUGAUUAUGUAGCUUAUUUGGAAAAUACUGUUCUUCAGUAUUUUUAUCGCAUUUCGCUUUUACACAGUAAGAUCUUUGCUGAUUUUUGGAAUGGAUAAGGAGACAAGAAGUGGAUGCAUAUCCCAGUGGCAUCCCUAAGGGACUGAUACAGGGGACAACACUGUCCAAAUGCCUUUGUUAGUGGCCAUGACGAUGAGACAGGGUCUACCCUCAGCAAAUUUGAGUGAAGAUACCAAACUGGGGACAGUGCUUGAUGUGCUGGAGGGCAGCGCUGUCACUCGGAGGGUUGUGGGCAGACCCGAGGAGUGUGCUGACAGAGCCCUGCAGACCUUAGAAAGCUCAGCAGACACCACCACAGAGUCCUGCAUCUGUGACAGAAUAACCCCCUGCACCGGGACAGGCUGGGCCUGGCUGGCUGGGGAGCCCUUUCCUGAAAAAUCUCUUGGGGUCUUGAUAAACAACAAUUUCAGUAUGAACAAGCAGCAUCAUAUUGGGCUGUACAAGCAGCAGGGUAGCCAGCAGGUCAAGAGAACUGAUGGUUCCCUUCUGUUUGGCACUGACGAGGUGACAUCUUGAGCUGUCUGUGCAGUUUUGGGCUCAGUGCAAGAAAGACAUUGACAGACUGGAGUGAAUCAGUGGGUAGGUCACCAAGGUGGCCGGGGGCUGAAACACAUGCUGUAGGAAAAGAGGGUGAGGGCUGGGCUUGUUCAGCCUGAAGACAAGGUCUGGGGGGUUCAGAACAAGAGGCAACAGGCACACGUUGUAAUGUAGAAAAUUCUAAUGAAAUAUAAGGGAGGGGGAAAAGGGUGGUCAAACAGUGGAAUGGGGCCAGAGAAGCUGUGGUUCUCCAUCAUCACAGAUAUUCCAAACUCAACUGGACACGGCCUAGGGCAGCCUGGUCUAACACUAAUCUUGCUCUGAGCAGGAGGUUGAACUAGACACUUCCAGCGGUGCCUUCCAUCCUGCACGGUUCUGUGAUUGAUAGAUGCCAGUGUGUGAGCUAAUUGCCAGAGCUGCCUUUCGCCAGUCACUCUAGGAAAAAUAGGAACCAUCCGAGAUGUUUUAUGUGAUUUUCUUUAGACAUCUGCUAUGGGAGAUCUGAUCUCUUCUCUGGAGUGACAAGCUGAAUAAAUGCCUACCUUCCGUCAAGGGAAUCUUGUGUAGGAUGUCUAACAAUGGCUAAAAUCUAAAGAGGGUUGCUUUUGUUUCUGAGGGUAAAGGAGAUUAGUGAAGGAAUUUAUGCUUUAUUCUGAGACAUCAGAAGGAAGUGACUGAGAAUUUGAAGGCAGAAGGUAACGUGAGUGAAAAUGAUCACAAAAGAUUUUCUGAUCUGAAGGAGAGGAAGGAAUGAGUAAAAGCCGACAAAUAACGUCAAAGGACUUUUAAAGAGCUGGUUUCUUUGAUCUUUGGAAUAGAUAGGUAAGGGCUGGGAAGAGAAGGAAGAGAAAGUUCAAGGGAACUGUUUUUUGGAAGGCAGGAUACCACAGACAUGGCAGCAGACUGUCUCACUGAAGGAAGAAGACACAAAUUAUCAGAAGUACUUAAAGCCUUCUGCGAUUACUUGAAAAUCAGGAAUAUUACAAUUUCUGGGAACAGGACAAUGCAUUGCUGAGGGAAAAAUUUCAAAAGUAGCACAAACUAGUUUAAAGAGUUGCAACUACAAGGGAUAUUAAAAUUCCGGGUUUUUUUGAGACUAUAGAAAUAAGUGAAAGAUGAAGGAAAUUAGAGUUCUGUUACUUUGUGGACAAGGAGGGGAAAGCUGGUCACAAAGAGGAGGAUGAACACUUCAGCCUUUCUUGGAUUCAGUUUUCCCAAACAGGUUAAUCAUGAUGGAAUGCUUUGCCCACUUAAACAGAGGAGAAAGAACACAAGCUGGAAUGGGGAAAAAAGGUUAAAUAUAUGGAGGAAAGCUGGAUACAGUCAAGCCAUUGGGCUCUAAUGAAAUUAGCCUGAGUACCUGGGAGUCAGUUGAGCCCAGCCCUGAACUUCAGCUUUCAUCUUUAAGAACUUGUGAAGGAUGAGGAAGGGCAAACACAUGAAAUGAGAAAGCCUGUCAGCUUAACUUUGAUACAUGGUGAAAUGCUGCAGGAAAUGAUUAAUCAAUUUGUAAACACCUAGAGGAUAAUAAGCUGAUAGAAAACAGCCAGUGUGGAUUUGUUAAGAAAAAAAAAUGUUUCAGACCUCUCUAAUUUCCUUUCUGAAUGGAGUAGGAGGUGUAGCAGAUAGAAAUAGUAGGUAUGUCUUGUCUUUGGUAAGGCUUUUGGCAGUGUUGUGGAAAGGCACGUAGCCACAAGUAAAUAGGGAAAAAGUCAUAUAGGUGAAAUUACUGUGAGGAAGGUGAAGGACUGGUUGAAGUACGGUGUUCAAGGACAGUUACUGUUUGUUUGGCAGAUGGAAGGGAGCCCGGAGCACAGUGCGGUUACUUUCUGCUCAGGAUCGUGUGCUGCUCGUGGUUUUCAUUAGUGUGUUGGCUGAUGGACUGGAGAGUACAGCGGACAGGGACUGUAAGCUCCAGUGGUUUGGGGCAUUGUGGAGGGCGGGUUUGGAGUCCAAAUUGAUCUUGAUAAAAUGCAGAAAUGGUUAAAAUGAGUAAGAUAGGAAUUCAGAAAAUGUAAGUGAGAAGGCCUGCGGUGAGGAAGGGAAAACAAGUGUAUGAAUGCAAACGAGGGAUAUCUGAGUAAGUACCAGUGCUGUGAGAGAGCAUGUGGUGUUGGGAUAUCACAAGCUGAAUGUGAGUCAACAGCCUGGUAGAGCUGGCGGAGAAAAUGGGGAAGAGACCAGACUUCAGCAUAAGUGGGAGUCUCGCGUGAAAACCACGGGAUAUCUCCGACUCUCCUCUCUGUUGGCUCUCUCUCGCUUUGCUGGGGUAGUGUCCAGAGCAGCUUCACACCGUGGAACAACGGAGACAAACUGCAGAAAGCCAGGAAAGAGCUGUAGGAGGGAGCAGAGGUUGAGAAAAGAAUAGUGAGGAAAUACUGAAAGAAUUGAGUACAGGAUGCAAGGACAAAGUUGGAAAGAGACACGGUCUUUCGGGUAUUUUAAAAGAUUUGUAAUAUAAAAUUGUAGUGGUGUUUACUCAUGCCAUCUCUCCCUACCCAAAGGUAAGAUGGAAAGUAGUUAGUUUAGUUUGCACCUAAGGAGGUUUAGUUUGGGUAUUAGAAACUUAGUGUAAACGUAUUGGAGUGGAGUAUUUGAGGAAGUGAGAGUAGAGGAGCAUUGUAGGUGUGAGGAAUAGGGAAGAGUCAGCUGUGAGGAUAUUUGUCUCUGACUCAAGCGAAGGGCUAGGCUAGGUGAUCCUUUUGAAGUCCGCUUCAGUUCUAUGGUUCUGUCCACCAAAGGAAAACACAAAUUAAAGAUGCAAAACAAGAACAAAACUGAUUUAAACCAAGCGUUCCUGUUUGUUAAUUUGAACUGUGAUUAUAUUCAGCAUUUUAAAUAACCCUGGUUUAAAUUGAUCCCUCAUGUUGCUGUGUUGGCAUCUUCUAUUUAUGGAGGUCUUUUACAAUGUCUUUUUGUUUAUUAAAAAAAAUAAUUAGUGUUUGCUCCUUGGUGUGAUAAUCUCUUUGAAUAUGAGUUAUAUGAGUAAUGAUGAAGAGACUAAGAUGUUCUUAAAACUGUUCUGACGUAUUCGUUUUAAUGCCUUGGUUUUUCAGUAAAUUGGCUGAAUCCAUACUGUAAAAACGAGAUACCUCUUGAGACUAUUGUCAUAAUAAGUACCAAUUUCUUAAAUAGGUAGCACUUGCAUAAAGAAAUAUCUCCCCUCUGGAAAUGGACUACUCUCCAAGCACACAGCUUAUCCAGACAGUAGCCUUGUAUAUCUUACUUUAUCCAGCGCUGUACUGGUGACAUUAAUUCAAUGAGGAGACCAGAAUGGGAGCCUGCUAGUUAUUUUUCAUGUUUGAUUUUCUUCUCUAUGAAUUUAAUAUAAAGAUGGUUAUGUUAAGCUAAUUAUACCUUGACUUUUUAUUUUCUGCUGCUGAGAGAAAUCAUGUAGAAGGACUUUUUUUUUUCCUUUUCCCUGAAGAAUGGAACAUUUGACCACGAUUACCAUUUUUUACAUUAGAUAGAACACCUUGCUGUCUAUUACCACAAAUGAUUUAUUAGUACACAGGGCACACGGUUUGAGAAACAGUGUCUGACCAGCAGAUGGGACAUAGUAAUCGCACAAUGCCUGCAGAAUCAAAUUAUGUUUGGCAUUUAAUGGAGACCGAAACUGCAAAAUAAGACUUAAACAAAAAAGAUCUUCAAAAAAGGAAAGCCAAAAAGAAAACAGAAACCAGGUAAUUGCUGGGAUAAAUGUUCUUGCUACAGGAAAUCUGUGCUGAGCAGAGCGGCCAAGGCUUUCUGCCCUUCUGCAUUCUGCUGUCCCCGGCUGUCCUGCUUCCUCUGUCUGCCUCUCUGCACAUAUGUGCCACCCACCCAAGGAAACAAAUAGAAACAACCAGUCCCAGCGUGGUACUUCAGUCCUUCAAGUUGAUUCUGGCCAGGAGGAUUUCUUGUGUAUAAUAAUAGGUUGUACACACACCCAAGACUUGUGCUUCAGUCCGUGUGGAGGGCCCGCGCUCGCCCGCUGGCACAGAAGCCCUGUCAUCCACUGAGCUCCGUUUAGCCAGGUGCUGAGCACCUUUCAUCUGAGAAGAAAGGAUCCUUAACAGCCACUGCUAAAGCUGUUUCUGACUGGUAUAAUGUAUUAACAGCAGGGAUGAAAGAGUUAAUUCAUUUUCCAUCCAUAAUUUUUUUCUUUGUAGAACUGAUUUGACACAGUCUAGCAGGGUGCUGUUACUGAAAAAUUGAAGCACCAGGUGUGAUUAAAUAAGAUCACACGUUUCAUUCCCUCUUUAAUUUCACAUCACCCUUCAGCAGCUGUAUCCCUUCGCUUCCCUAUCGCUGGAGAACGCAUUGCAUUUACAGCAGGCAGCUUGCCGCAUUGGCAGCGCGCACCACUGGGCUGUUGUGAAUCAAAUCUGCUUGUGCACACCAAUUAUUUAUUGUUUAAUGGACCAAACUUAUUAAUCUGUUUGUUUCUCGAGAGUAGAAAAUACAGAGUGCGUUCGGUAAUGGAGGCAAACCUAGCCUGGUUCCUUGGUAUUUCCAGAGGUACGUGCAUGCAGCAGAAUAAGUUUCAUUCCACUGCAAAGAGAGUGAAAAGGUAAAUUGUAAAGACAGUGGUGGACUUGGGAUCCUUUUUCUGUUGUUACCAAGCAUAGCUCUGUAAGAUCUGAUGAAGUCACCUGCUUUUCUGAGAUUUUGUGGCCAGCCACAAGGACACCGAACCACUGUCCUCCUGGCCAUUGCCAAGCAGCAACACUGGUGCCAGGUCACAAAGGUGGCACUGGGGCCACAAUGGCUAUUUGCAGUUAGAACAUGAUGCCACAAAAAAAGAAGAUGAUCGGGUUUUUAACUUUCCAUUGCUUUAAAAUAGCGUUCCUAUGAAAAACUGAAUAGGAGUCUUGGAAUUUUUCUGGUAGUUAUUCCAGGCAACUUUUCUGCUUCCAAACUCUGGCUGGCCUCGCUUCGCAGCCAAGAGCAGCUCAAACCAAAAAGAUUUAUCUCUUUUUGUUUCAGUCCUUGGAAGAAGAGGGGUUUGUUUGCAAUAGUCUGACACUGUUACCUGCGGUAAAAAGUUUGUGCUGAUGUGACAGUGCCCCGGCCUGAAUUGUUCCUGUGCGGUUCUGCCACAGUUAAUCCAGAGAACAGCAGUCUGUGCUCUGUUAUGUGUCAGUUUAUGAUCUGAUGCGUUUCCAUCCUGUGGUGCCGGCCCCAGGGUGCACAGUGCCUGGGAACGUGGGUUGGGUGUUUCAGAACUGGCCUUCCUGCUAGAGCUUUGGCUUCGUUUUCUCCUCCUGCCCCUCUGGUGCCGCACUCCACUCAUGUCCUGCUGCACCCAGUGGUGUUAUCACACAUUUAUACAGCUGUGAUGUUUCAUGGUAGCGCUUCUCUGCAAUUUUGAGCAGCAUUUGCCUGUUGCCUGUUUAUAAAUCCAGGUAUACAGCAGUCUUGCCUGUCCCUCGGCACCCCCACCCCCUGUGUAAACAGCCAGUUUUGCUCACCAAGGACUUGUUAAAAAUGCUGCAUCCGUUAAAAUUAAACAGAUGAACUAAACAAGUAAAGUUGUACCUGAAUGCCAUAGCUCUUUCAUUCCCAAGUGAACAGGGUUUUGUUCCCUGUAGCAUUAUUCUCACAUAAAAGAAGAAAAAUGCCAGGGGAGGGUGGCAGAAGUUUGGAGGUUCUAGGGAUGCAUCUGGGCCUGCAUUUAAGUAUAAAUAACGCCCACGAACAUCCGUCCCUUCUUAUAUCUGAUCUUGGAAGCAGCGUUGGGACCGGCCCAUUUGAUGUCUCCUUUUUUAAAAUGGAUCUCUGCAGAUAAAACUGGCAGCCUGUAGUGCAGUGAGCUGACAUUUAUGCAAACGUGACUUAGUUCAUGCAGGAAAAGAUACUCUUUGAUCUGUGAGAGGACAGAAAAUAAAACUCCAAAGGAAAGCAUUUUCUUUAUGUUAGUAGGCCAGUCUUCAUGGAGGCGGAGGAAGCUGCUCUGACCUUUCUUUCCCGGCACAAUACAGGCUGAGCAUGACUGUCCCAUUCUAAGUGAGACCAGUAUCAAAUCUGUGGUUGGAACUAACUGUCCCAGUUCCUGCAUAAUCAUUGUCACAUGCAAUGGGUUGUGUCUUCUGCAAAUACUUCUAUAGUCACCCUGAGUUGCCUUAAGAUUUACUGCUGUCAACGCAAACAUGAUUAUUAUUUCAAAAAGUGAAAUUAUGUUUAAGCAAUUAUUUCUUUAUCUGCUGGGGAUUUUUUAAAUUAUCAUUUUGAGGUUGCAAUGAAGGGCUUAGGAAAUCUUGUAGGUUGCGAAAGUCACCCAGUAAUGUCAACCUAAAGCAUUAAAAAGUUCAGUGUUGGCCCCCUUCAGAAAUAAUUAGGUUUAAAAGGAACCCACAUUUUGCUCUGAGUUUUUUGGGAAUUUGAGUCUUUAGGCUCUUCUUGGUUUCAGGCUCAAGCAUUAAGACUUUUAAAAAAAACGAAGUAGGCAUUUUCGUGCCAUUCCCUGGUUUGUGGAGCUGUCGCUUUAAGGGAAAUGUGAGAUUAAUAUUGGGAAAGUUGGCAGCAGCCCUCACUCCUCCUGCCAAUGCAAAGCGGGGUGUUACUUUCCCUACUGCUUUCCCGUACCCCUUCUUUUCUUUACAUGGAUGAACUCCUUCUUGCUCAAAACCCAAAUGUUUUUGCCAGUGGUGCUGCUUUUCCAGCAAGGUCCUUUAAUGCUGCUCUUUUCCUCUCCACAUGCAAAGCAGCUUUUGCUCACACCUGCUGUGUGGUAGGAUCCUUCUCCCCGAGGAGAGCACAACAUCUGUUUUGUUUCCUCAAUGGAGAAAGAGAGAGACAUUCUCAAGAAAUUCUCCUCCUUUCCUGCUUGCUAACAACAAAAGAGAUUUUAAAGCAUUUGGUGUUUCAGGAGAGAGGAAAGAACAGUAGUGCCAUAGACGGGAAAAAAACAGCCAUGGAAAAAUAAAUCGAACGUAACUUGAGCUAUAAUUAAAGGUCUUAAAAAAAAGCCAAACUGACGAGUUUGAAAGACAAAUGUGCAUCCUGAAAUGAAGUACCUCUAUGGAAGGAUGUGCUUGGGGUUACAGUGUAGGAUUGCCAUUCAGGACAUCUCGGCUCUAUUUCUGCCCUGGGCUUCCUGGGUGAUGCAAGAACAGAAACUUAACCCUUAUUGCCCUUGAUGGUCCAUAUGUAAAAUUUGGUGGUAUUGUGAGUCUUGGUAUUUCGUAGUGCUUGUCAGCACAUGAUGGAAGCUGCUGUGGCAUUGCAGUGAUGGCAGCUUUUAGUUCAUUAUAUCAAAAAGAGUUCACAUCCUUUAAAAUAUGGGAAGCAUUGUGAGAAAGUGUAUAACUGCAUCCCUGGGGAAUCUGUUUGUUGUUAGCAUAGUGUAACCUGCAGCUUCAGCAGGGGGGCCUGCUUCAGAAUGAGUUAUAAGGUGAGGUAAAGAAGGAGUGUUUGACAGAGGAGGACAGUGCAUUCUGGCCACUGGUGCUGGCCGUGCACGGCGCACGUGCCUUCGAAAGCAGCGGAUUUUGUUACAUGCAAUCUGCUUGCUAGUUAGAAGCCAAACCGAAACCAAAGGCUCUGAGUUGAGCUGUCUGUGAUCUGGGUGGGGGAAAGAUUCACAUCUGUGAGGUGGCUUCUGCUGUGACAUGUAAGAAGCAGCUCACAGGCUGCCCGGUGUGAUCAGUGGGAGAGCCGGGCUCUCCUGCUGCUGCUUGGAAAGUCCACAUGUGCAGCUUUAAGCUACCAAAUAAGCUUUGCAACCUCCCUACGCUCCCAUUUGUGACAUGAUUAGAACUGGUGUCUUACAGAUGGCUAGUUCCAUCACUCAGAAAUUCUUAAACCCAUAUGAAUAAAUGCAAAGAUUUUUAUCUUUUAAAGGUGACCCACAACUCUUUAAACUCUCUUUUAUGUUUACGGUUGAAUACCUCAGCCACUCUGACACCAUUACCGAUUUGCACUCAGCAAAUCUGGAUUUUGUGAGACAAAUGAAAAGUCUCUAAUGCACUGUGGCUUCUUUCUGCAGUACAAAUCAAAAUAAAUCAAAGUUAUUCUCUCCUGUUUUCACUACUGGUAUCAAAACUGUCUCCAAAUCAGCAUGGAAAGGUGCUACGAGGUAAAGUAAGAUGUGGCAUCUUGGUUUAAUCUUUUUGUAGCUAUAUUAGCUACAUAUACUUUUCUUGGUUAUUAUUGUGUGUUUGAAGGGCCAGUACAAAUGACAUUUUUGGAAGUGUCGAAGUAGGAGAUAGUCAUUAAUAGUAUUUCAGGACUCUUAAUUCACCAAGCAUAUGCUUUGUAUAUGUUUCUGCCGAUCACUUUGAAUGAUCUUCUGAAUGUAAAAAUUCACCUGACAAUUUCACAACCUGAUAGGAAUCUCACAACGUCGUAUUUACCCUGAUCUGAUACAUUUGGGACACAUGCUGUGGUUUAAAAUAGAAUAGUGGGGGGUUUAGGCCCAUUUGCUGUAACAUUUCCAUGUUAGUCUGAUGACAGUUGUCCUCUCUCCAAUGCUCAAUGUGAUACCCACAUACAUUCCACUUCCAUUGUUCUCUCUGUUCAUCACUAAAUGGAACCACCAGAUUUCCACCAUCACCAUCCACAUGUCCGACACUGAGGACAAUAUAGCUUAUGGAUAAGCAGCAAAGAGCUAUGGAACAGAAAUGCUUUUUAAAAAAGUAACAACCAAAGAAACUGAAAAUUCAGAGCUUAACGUUGUUUGGGUUGCAGCAGAAGUAAUGAAGUGUGAAAUGUGCUAUUCCCAACCAGCAUGCCAUGCUUUAAUUUACAGAAUAUAUAAUUAUAUAACAUUAACAUUCUGGUACAUCAGUCUUUGACAAAAAUUGAAACGAAAACAGACAAAUGCAUGAAUCUAUUUGUAGGACAAUUAUUGUAAUAGCGGUGGAUAGGAAUACAAACUUAAAUAAUUUUCAUUAUUUUAAGAUUAUGCCCUUAAGAUCCUUUGAUUUUGUGCCCUGGUAAAUACAUGCUGUUGCAAACCAACUUAGUUUAGUAAAUCUUUACUAAUCAUUUGUGGAAGUCCUUCAAGCAUAUGGCUGACUUUAUCUGAAUCCUAUGAGCGUGAGACUAGGGAUCUGCUUAGAGAUCUGCUUUUGAACUUCAGGGAUAAACUGCAUGAGAGAUUGGUUUUCCCACUCAGACCAUGGUCCAUUUACACCAAUGUUCAGCCUUUGGCAGUGGCCCGAAUGAGCUGGUUAACCAGAUGUACAAUGUACAGCAAUUACAAUGAAAAGCACCACAUCCCAUCACUGCAGGCAUCUGCGUUAACCACAGAAUUGUUAGAAUAGGAGAUGCCCUUUUGUUUCAUUUGCAAAGAGAUGACAAAUGUUUACUGUUAAUGGUUCCCACUAUAUGAUUAGAGAGGAAGAGCAGAGAAUCUUUUCCUAAUCUUCUGCGGGCAGAUUUCUCCUUUGAGACACUGUUAGGUCCCAAAUUGACCUCCUGUGCUUGUGGUGCAGUCCAAGUAUCUUUUAUUUAAGCUAUUUUUGAGACAAUCCACUGAAUCUGGAUUGCUCGGGAGACUCUUAGUGGCCUCUGUUGUCAUUUGCUUCCACGUAGCUGAGGCCAGAACUGAACAGAUUAUUAGAAUCAGACAGGAUGGCUUAGGAAAUGAAAUGCUUUUCUAACAUGCUCACUAACGGACAAGUCUCCCCAUCACAAACCUGCCACCAGAGCAUCCACUCUCCUUUGUUUUGCUGUACUGUUUUGUUUUGCUUUUCCCAGAAGCUGUGUGUUGAAAAUCUGAUUAGCUUUCAUCUUUCUACUACUUGAUAGUGAUUUAUCCUGAGCCCACACACAACCUGUGGGACACAGAGUGCACAGGCUGGUUGGGUCCAGAGAUGACCUUUCUGAGCUCCUGUCUCCAGAGGAAGCAGAAUUGUUUAGUCUCUGGGAUGCUAACAGGGUGGUGCUGAGAGACAAACUAAUUUUGGUAGCUUCAUGCAGAAAAAAAUUCCCUCUGAAAUUUAAUGACCUUCUGCAGGGGAAAAAAGGCUUUAGGCAUGAAGAUAGAAGCAGAAGUCAACAAGAUUGUCAUCUGGGGAGUGGAGGGAAUGCAGAAAAAUAAACAACUGGAAUACAUUGGGUGUUUGCGUUAACUAAAAGGUAUUACUUUGACACAGAAGCACAGUUGACAGAGCAGGUAAAGUAUGGUUUUCAACACACCGCUUCGCUGUAUUUAAAACACAGCUCUUGAUCCUUUACAAGAAAUGAAGCAGUAUUUUUAUUAAGGAAUACCUAAUCAUUAGAUACGUUGCACACAUCAUCAAAGGCAUUGAAUUAACGCAUCAUUAAAUUCUGAGAAUCAUCAAAUGGUAUAAUAUAUUAUAGGCAGGAGGAAACUGGGGAGCAUAGUAGGUUGUACUGGAUUUGGGGAAGAGGGUUACGUUUGCGAAAGGAGCAACAAGAAACUCACAUUAUUGAGAUUAUACUGAGGAAGAUCAUGAGACUUCUGUGGUUUUGUGCAUAUAAUAUUUGAAGAGGUGAAUCUGGUUUAAAAAAAAAAAAAAAGAAGAUAAAGCAACAGUAUUUUUAUGAGCGAGUAGUUUUCUUGCAUGUACACAUUAUGCCAUAGAAGAGUGAAUGACGGCAUGGCAUGGGGUUAGAAUCAUAGAAUCUUUUAGGUUGGAAAAGGCCUUUAAGAUCAGGUAGUCCAACCAUAAAUAUAGCACUGCUGACUCCACCACUAAACCAUGUCCCAAAUCACCACAUCUACACGUCUUUUAAACACCUCUAGGAAUGGUGACUCCACCACUUCCCUGGGCAGCCUCUUCCAAUGCCUGACAACCCCUUCCGUGAAGAAUUUUUUUUUGCUAAUAUCGAAUCCAAACCUCCCCUGGCACAACUUGAGGCCAUUUCCUCUCAUCAUCUCACUCAGGAGAAGAGACCAACCCCCUCCUUGCUCCAUCUUCCUUUCAGGCAGUUGUAGACAGCGAUAAGGUCUCCCCUCAGCCUCCUUUUCUCCAGGCUGAACGGCCCCAGUUCCCUCAGCUGCUCCUCAUCAGACUUGUGCUGCAGACCCCUCACCAGCUUUGUUGCCCUUCUCUGAACUCUCUCCAGCAAAUCAAUGUCUUUCUUGUAGUGAGGGGCCCAAAAACUGAACCUAGAAUUCAGGGUGGGGCCUCACCAGUGCCGAGUACAGUGGCACAGUCACUUCUCUAGUCCUGCUGGCCACACUAUUCCUGAUACAAGCCAGGAUGCUGUUGGCCUUUUUGGCCACCUGGGCACACUGCUGGCUCAUAUUCAUCCAGCUGUUGAUCAACACCCCCAGAUCUCUUUCCCCCAGGCACUUUCCAGCCACUCUUCCCCAAGCCUGUAGCGCUGUCUGGGGUUGUUGUGACCCAAGUGCAGGAUGUGUCUCUUGGCCUUGUUGAACCUUAUACAAUUGGCCUCAGCCCAAGGAUCCAGCCAGUCCAGAUCCCUCUAUAGAGCCAUCCUGGCCUCCAGCAGAUCAACACUCCCACCCAACUUGGUGUCAUCUGCAAACUCACUAAGGGUGCACUCAGUCCCCUCAUCCAAAUCAUUGAUGGAAAUUAAACAGAACUGACCCCAGUACUGAUCCCUGUGGAGCACCACACAUGACUGGCUGCCAGCUGGAUUUGAAUCCGUUCACCGCAACUCUUUGGGCCCAGCUAUCCAGCCAGUUUUUACCCAGUGAAGAGUACACCCAUCCAAACCACAAGCAGCCAGCUUCUCCAGGAGAAUGCUGUGGGAAACAGUGUCAAAGGCUUUACUGAAGUCCAGGUAGACAACAUCCACAGCCUUUCCCUCAUCUACUAAGUCGGUCACCUUGUCAUAGAAGGAGAUCAGGUUAGUCAAGCAGGACCUACCUUUCAUAAACCCAUGCUGACUGGGUCUGAUUGCCUCCUUGUUCUCUUCGUGCCAUGUGACGGCACUCAAGGUGAUCUGCUCCAUAACCUUCCCCAGCACCGAGGUCAGACUGACAGGCCUGUAAUUCCUGGAUCCUUUUUCCAGCCCUUCUUGUAGUUGGUGUCACGUUUGCCAAUUUCCACUCAACUGGGACCUCCCCAGUUAGCCAGGGCUGCUGAUAAAUGAUGGAAAGUGGCUUGGGGAGCACCUCUGCCAGCUUCCUCGGUAGCCUUGGCUAGAUCCCAUCCAGUCCCAUAGAAUUGUGUGCGUCUAAGUGGUGUAACGGGUUGCCAACCAUUUCCCUUUGGUUUAUUUGGGCUUCAUUCUGCUCCCUGUUCCUGUCUGUGUACCUGAAGCACAACUGGUCUUACUGUUAAAGGCUGAGACAAAGAACAUAUUAAGUACCUCAGUCUUUUCCUCAUCCUUUCUCGCUAUGUUUCCCCCUUGCAUCCAGUAAAGGAUGGAGAUUAUCCUUCAGUGUCCUUUUGUUGCUCAUGUGUUUAGAGAAAGACCUUUUAUUUUUUUUUAUGGCAGUAGCCAGAUUAAGUUCUAGUUGGACUUUGGCUCUUCUAAUUUUCUCCCUGCAUAACCUCAUGACAUCUUUGUAGUCCUCGUGAGUUGCCUGUCUCUUCUUCCAAGGGCUGUAAACUCUCCUUUUAUUCCCAAGUUUCAGCCAAAGCUCUGUUCAGCCAGGCUGGGCUUCCCCGCCGGUUCAUGUUUUGGCACAUGGGGAUGGCCUGCUCCUGCACCUUUCAGAUUUCCUUCUUGAGGAAUGUCCACAUGUUUGGAACAGAAUUGUUCUCUCUCACCUUGGACCACAAAGUUUCUUAGGAAAAAAGUCUAGAUUGAAUACUAAUGAAAAACAGUUCUACGAGGUUUCACAGGUCAUGUAGUCCAUCCCUUUGCACUAGUGCACAGAAAUUAUAGUCAUAUCUGGAAAAUGGACAGAGUUAUUUUUAGCUGGCAAUAUUAAUGGUUUGUCAGCAUAUCAGAAAUGUCAAUUAUACAAUGACCUGUUAUAAUACUAAUUGGUGUAGCAACCAUACAGUUGCUGAAGGACAUCAUAAUGGGAUGGUCACUUAAUAAAAUUGAUUUGUAUAUAGAAUUAUAGAAUCAUUUUGGUAGGAAGACAUGCUGAGGAUCAUUGAGUCCAACCAUAACCUAAUCUAACUCUAGCACUAAACCAUGUCCCUAAGAACCUUGUCUAAAUGCCUUUUAAACACCUCCAGGGAUGGCGACUCCACCACUUCCCUAGGCACCCUGUUCCAAUACCUGACAACCCUUCCCGUGAAGGAUUUUUUGCUAAUAUCCAAUCUAAACCUCCCCUGGCACAGCAUGAGGCCAUUUCCUCUUGUCCUAUCACUUGCUACUCAGGAGAAGAGGCCAACCCCCUCCAUGCUACAACCUCCUUUCAGGUAGUUGCAGACAGCGAUAAGGUCUCCCCUCAGCCUCCUUUUCUCCAGGCUGAACAGCCCCAGUUCCCUCAGCUGCUCCUCAUCACACUUGUGCUCCAGGCCCCUCACCAGCUUUCUCGCCCCAUCUGCACUCUUUCUAAUAUUUCAAUGUCCUUCUUACAAUGAGGGGCCCAAAACUGAAGACAGGAUUCAAGGUGGGGCCUCACCAGCCCCUGGCCCAUGCACUUUGUUGGCGAUCAAGAGGGAUAACUUUGUUCUUACAGAGAUGGUAAAGUUACAGACCUGCAAGAAUACAAGGCUGGGUACCAAUCCUGAGUAUUUGGUUCAUCUCUGAGGAGAGGAGAUUGCAUUGUUCAUGUACCACUUUGUACCGCUGAUGUUGGAGGCUGUCUCAGUGCAGAGACUGGGACAUUGUGCCCAAGCAGCUACUGGGAAUCUGAGUUGCUGUGGGACUUUUCUAGCUGAUAUUCCACGUUAGACAGUGUUAGGUCUCGCUGGAACUCCCACUGUGCAAAAGCCUGACAGAUGCUUUGGACUGACUCAACAAUAAUACCAGCUUUUUAUUAAAUAUGUGCCAGAGGAAUUCAACAUAUCCCUCAGCUAGCUCAAGUCCUUCUAUGUUCCAUUUAAGAAAUAUGGAUAAAAUGGGCCACAUUAUCACUCAAGUCAUUAAUAUAUAACCUAUAAAAAGAAAAAAAUAAAUAAAGGAAAAACUCUAAACCAAACCUAUUUUCUGCUCCUAUGCUCCUUCUGCUGGUUAUGCAGAAGCAGUAAACAAGGCCUAUUCCCAGAGCUGUGCUGACAGCAGUGAUGAUGGUGGUGCACAAAUUAGGAGGUAAACAAAAAGCCGUGUUAAUUUCAAGCUCCAUUAGAAACACAGGCAUUAAAAAAAAAAAAAAAAAAUCAAUGUCUCCCAAACAGAAAAGGUCAAAAUUGGUAGGGAAAGAAAGUUGGUUUUCCAGUAGGUACAAUACUUUUAAAUUAUCAUUAUUAUUAUUAUUUCUUUUAAACUGGGUGUAAGCAAGAAGAAGGUACUGGACAGUGUCACAUGAAUGACUUAUACACUGAAAAUAACUACCGAAAUUCUUUUUAAAGAAAAAUAUACUCAGCUUUGGCUCAGGUUGAAAUUGUUGUAUUUAAAGGCUGAGUCUAUUUUAAAUUUUGCCUGUAGGUUCUAUGGAUAUUCAGUUACAUUUAUAAUCUUGGCAUGACACAUUCGAGGGAUCAUUCUUCUGAAAAGUGUAAUCAUCAGAUUUCACUGUUUUCUCUUGGCAUAAUCUAUUCUUGGAUCCAAAUCCUUGGGACCUGUUAGUUUAAAUUUUAGGUUUAGUUGUGCAUCCAGAUUAAGCCUGGAAAUACGUGUGUGUCUUUUUGUUAUCAAGGUGUCUAGCAGAGGAUGACAGGAAGGACAAAUACUGCUUUAUAUGUUUUCAUUUUGUGGUAGUGUGUCACCUUCAACUCCACUAACAUUAAAUGUUUACCACUUCAUGUGAUCUUCACUUUGCAUAUUAAACUGAAUUUCACAUGGCCAUCUUAAAUUAUGUAUGGUGAUGGAUUCCUGCAGUACGGUGUUAGGAACCAGUUCUGAAAAUUAUUUUUCUUACUCGUUAUAGCUCUGCUAUAGUUAUAUGUGUUGAAUGUAACCUCCUUUGAUCAGGAGCAGUAUUUGGAAUAAGGAUGUUAACGCUUCUUCGUUCUCCAGCACCAGCUAUCGCAGCAUUUUACUGACACUCAUUGGUGUUCACACCUGGCUGUUGGCAGUAUCCACUUCCUCAGAAUAGGACCAAGACACAGUGAGUUCAAAGGCCGUGUUUUAUGUAUUAAUAUAAACAUGUAUUUGCAUGAUAUUUAGGUUGGUUCGAAACCAUCUUGCACAAAAGUAUGGUCAAUAUUUUUGUAGCAGUCAGGAUCUCUGUGGUAGACAGCACAGAUGAGAGAUACAAAGUGGUCCCAACUCGGUGCAUUUCCUUCCAAACAGCUGUAUCUCCUCAUUGUCUCUUCAUUGCAUCCCGAACACACAGCUUGCACUUCUAACUGUUAUUCCCUUCAGUAAACAUUAGCAUCCUUGUUAAAUUGGCCAUUUGUGUCCCAGAACUCCCCUGCCUGUCCGGUGACUCACUCAGACCUGCAUUUUGCACACCCUUGGGAAGCAUGGAACAAGCAAUCUCUGUACUUUCAGCUUCUGGUCCUAAAACUGUUGUGCAUCAAAUGCAGUCCUCCCUUAUUGCUUCAUUAGCCACUUAGAAGUGCAGUUGUGAGAAAAAAGUGACUUUUAAAGAGGAAGAAGUCUAAAAGGAUGUGCUCUCUCCUUUUGAUUUCAACAUCUUCGUUCUCUUUUCUUUUUACAAGUUGCCAGGUGCUUUCUUCCUCCCUGACUGUGCUGUCCUGUCAACCUUACCUGCCUGCCUACCAUUUCUUAACGCGGUUCUCACCAAAAGAGACUUACUCAACCUGACAGUGUUGUAAUUAAAGAAUGAAGGUAGCAAACAGAAGUCAGUUUGCCCAUCCAUAGUUGCACUGGGAGCAUGUUGCUAACAGCAAUCAGAUCUUGUUUGGCCGGGGAAUUGAGCAGCAGUGAUUUGGGGCUGCGUAGAAACCUGAUAUGUUGAGUGCCAGUUUUCAAAAGUUCCUCUGAUCUGUUUACUUUCGUGUUCAAUUUUCAGCUCUCUAGGUUAAUGAUCACCCAUUUUGAGAACAUGAUAUUUGUAUUUGUUUCAGAAAAUGAUACCUUUUGUCUCUCUAGAGUAGACAGUGUUGUGUUCUGUCAAAUCUUUGGUUAUAAACAGUCUCCUGUCUGCAAGUCUGAGGCCAAAUACUGCCCCUUGAAAUCAUGAGAAGCUAACUUCAGUAAGUCCUGGGGUUUGAGUAGCUGGUUUUUGUGUCUGUCUGAUAAUAAUUUAUGAACAUCAUAUUGAAAAAGACUCUGUGAAACUAGCCUUCAUGACAUCUAAAUAGUAAUGACUUCAGUGAAGCUUGAGGGCAUACAAAGUGCUCACCGUUUACUACGACAGUGAAUUCUUUCACAAGGCUUUCCUCUUUUGCAGCACAAUUAAUUUUACAUUUCAUUUACUGACACUGGCAUGCACUUAGCUUUAUAAUAUUAGUUAAAAUUGGUUUAUGAUGUCAGUCUUAUUUUUAGCGCACUGAAAGCAAGGGGAUAAUUGAAGUGUGCUGUUGUACAAUUUAGGGCUUGUGGUGGACUUGGAGAGAUGGGGAUGUGCCAUUCCUGCUUCAGUCGGCCUAGAGGGAAUAGCUCUUCUCUUUAACAUUUCAUUGUAAUCUUUCUGAUGAUACCUCAAAAUGUCAGCUUGUGCCUCAUAGCUUAAGUUAGGUUCCCAAAAUAAAUUCUGAUGUACCUCAGAAGUUUAAAAAUUAAAUCUCAGUGAGGUACACCAAUAACAUUUGAAUCUGUGAGUCUGCUGAAGUUCGGUGUAUCAUUUAUUUUGUUAUAGUUCUUUUUACAGUUCUAAGUUGUCUCCUGUAUGUUAAUACCAAUGAGCUGACUUUAUAGGCUGCCACAGGGUACUCUGGUGGUUAUGCUGAAAAGCUUUACCAGAUUGUGGUGGUAUAUUCUAGGGAAGUCGUAGUAACUUUCCAGGAUGAAAAGGAAUUAAGAAAUGUUUUGUCUGGAGUUUUCUUGCUUGCUUUAUAUGAUAGUGCUUUGGUUCUGAAAUGAUUGUUUUGCUAAUUAAACUAAUUUUUAGCUUUCCUACAAAGAAAUGAAUGUGUUAGGAGGUCAGUCAAACAUUGAUUAGAAUCUGGUUUGGGACUCACACUGAAUUCCACAACCUUCCUUAAAUCUUGUGAUGACUUGGAGAAAGGGACAUUCAUAAGUGUUUCCUGUCAGGAGUGAUGUCUCGUCAGGAGUCUGAAGGAGGAAGAACGCUUUGAGACAUCUACACGUGAAUGGCAUCCUACUUGACUUGCCUUCAGGGAAAAUAAUGUGUGUAGAUCAUAAGGUUGGCACUGUCUUUCAAGUUUAUGGAAAAUUUUCCUUUGUGUUUGCUUUUCCCUAUGAGAACCACUGGGAAGCACUGAAACUCGGUGUAUUAGGAUGCACAACACAUGGAGCUCAAAGAGCAGCAAGGCCUUCAUCAGCCAAAUGAGUCUGUCCGUGUGCUGACCUGACCUUACACUUUUUCUGUUAGAAGAGCAGGUUAUUUGCCAGAGUAAUUCUGAACUCUCCCUAUGAAACACAGGUUUUCUGCUGUGCUCAUAUCUAAAAGCUAUCUAUUUUUAUUGCUGUCCCCAUCUGAAAUAUUUCAGGUUAAUGAAACAAUGUGAUUGUUUUUAUCUCCAAAGUGUUUCAUUUCUGCUGAAGAAUAUCAUACAGAAGAAUGCAAAUCUAAAUCUGAGUGGUUAUCUCUGCUGAGCCGGUUUUAAAAAAAGGAUUAGCUUAGUAAAGAUCUGGCAAAUACAUGCCAAACAUUUUGUGAGGAUUGCUGAUUGUGAAGUUUUGUUAAACUGCGCUUUCUCCAAGCAUGUACAAAAAUAGCAACUUUGGAAAUCAUGAAACUGUGUCUUUUUCACAACUGAAGCUAUUAUGAGACUGCAGGCAUCAUUCUCAUUCCCUGUCUUCCCCUUCGAAGGCUGAACGUCAUCUCGGAAGUGUGCAGGAGUACGCACGGUGCUUACAGCAUGAACUGACUGCUCAAGGAAUAGGUAGUGCUUGCCAUUUCAAGCAUUAGCCAGGAAUUAGGGUUUGCACUGAGUCUUAUUUUGUUUUCAUUAUUGAGGUAAUUAACAAAGAUAUGAUGCGGCCUUCCUGUUACACAUGCGACUUAAAUAAGUGAUGGCUUCAAAUAUAAUAUUUCAGACCAGUGUUGCUGUCUUUAUGAACCUGCCUCUCUAAGCACAAGCAAAGUGAACUUUUGCAGUCUUCUAAAAACUAUCCCCCAUAAAAUGACUGGGAAUCCUUUCCAGGCCUGACUCUUGUGUACAUAUGAAAUCUAAGCUGCUUCUCUUUUGUUCCAGCCCUUCUUAGGCUCCCUCCCUCCCUGGCAGCUUGUGUGGACUGGCAAGGUCAUUCUGCAUUGCUGCAAUUCCACCUCACAUCACCCAUGUCUAAAUGAUGAUAUCACCUGUGCUCUUCCUUGGGAAGAGCUCCCUGAGAUCCACCACAAAGUCAACCCAUGGUCUCCUCCAUCUCCCACCUGAUGACUGUAUCUUACUGGAAGUUUGCCAGCAUUUGAGCCACUGAAGCGUGUUGACCACCUGCUGUCUUGCUCAGUGAUGUCUCACUGUCUCCUUGUGUUCUGAAUCUGCUGUGUUUGUCUUGUCUUUGGUACAUCUGCACUGCCUUCUGCAGCAUGAUGUGGAGGAACAGCAUCCAGCCAGGGUUUGCUCAGAGGAGUCUACCUGUAGGAGGAAAAACUUUGUGCUCUGCUAUCAUAGCUCCUUUCCCAGAGCCAGCUCAUUUAAACUUGGAUCACUGUACCGUACAUUACAGUCUAGCACACAGGCUUUCGUUUUGUUUUGCAUUGGGAAUGCACUUGGCAUGAGGAGUAGGGGAAUGUUUUCAUUACCAAUAGGUAAAUAUGUUAUCACAUGAAUUAGACAAACAAUUUGUAUACCGUACAAACAUUUGCAUACGUACAAACAAUUUGUAUACUUUACGGAACUGCCCUAUAAUGAUGGGAGAAAUCAUAGAAUCACAGAAUAGCAGGUUGAAAGGGACCUCAAGGUUCAUCUCAUUCAAACUUUCUUGGCAAAAGCACAGUCUAAUCAAGACAGCCCAGCACCUUGUCCAGAUGAAUUUUAAAAGUGCCCAGUGUUGGGGAAUCCACCACUGUUGGGGAGAUUAUUCCAAUGGUCGAUUAUUCUCAUUGUGAAAAAUUUCCCUCUGGUGUCCCAUCAGAAUCUCCCCAGGAGUAACUUGUACCCACUACCUCUCGUCUUUUCCACAUGGCUCCUUGUGAAAAGGGAGUCUCUAUCUUCUUUGUAGCCACCCUUUAAAUACUGGAACAUGGUGAUGAGUUCUCCUCUAAGACUUCUUUUCUCAAGGCUGAACAAGCCCAGUUCUCUCAGCCUUUCCUCGUGUGGAAGCUUCCCAGUCCUUUGAUCAUCUUUGUGGCCCUUCUCUGGACCAUCUCCAGCCUGUGCACAUCUUUUUGUAUAGUGGGGAUCAAAACUGAACACAGCAUUCCAGGUGUGGCCUGGCAAGUGCUGAGCAGACCAGGAUAAUGACUUCUUUGUCUCUGCUGGUGAUGCCCUUGCUAAUGCAACCCACAUCCCAUUGACUUGCUUUGCCACAGCAGCACACUACUGAGCUUGUUGUCCACCAGGUCCUGUUCCACAGAGCUGCUCCCCAGCUGUGCAGAUCUCAGCCUGUGCUGCACUCCUGGAUUAUAAUUUCCCAGGUGCAAGCCCUUACACUUGUCCUUGUUGAACUUCAUGAAGUUCCAGCAUAUCCAGGUCUUCCUACAACGUGGCUUUCCCUUCUGAAGUUUCCACUUCCCCACCCAGCUUGGUGUCAUUAGCAAACUCCAUUGGGUUACGCUUGAUCCCAUCAUCCAGAUCACUUAUGAGGAUAUUAAACAUUGGAACUCACCUUUCCUUCGCUGCUGUGCUGUUUGUGCCCUGUCUGAUUUGUCUUGCCGGGCAUCAGGACACAUACAGUGUAGUAAGUGCAGGUUUUCUUCCUCUCACGCAGAUCUUAAAAUAAUACAGUUAUUAAGAAUAUAAUGUAAGAAUUUUAAUUUCUCCACUGAUGUUGGUGCACAAAGACCAUGAGCAGACGAUCUCUUAAUGAAACUGCUGGUUUGGUGUUUCACUGUCUCUUGAGUAUUUUGAUUAAUGUAUUAUUUUAUAGAACAUUUCUGCUAUUUUUCUCUUCGAUGCUGUUUGGAUUGGACCUAAGAAAUGCCAGACUGCUCUGAUGCGCUGAUUUUUCCUACUAGCUUGCUAGAAAAGCAAGGGGGAGGGACAGAAUGCAAAAACUUGAUAUUUUAAGAUAUUUUCCAGCUCUUUUAGCUGUUGUUUUGUGUUGCUGUUGUACCUGCCACCCCUUGGUGAGAAUAUCUGCAUAUACACAGUAGAAGGCAGUGGCUGUCCUGAGGAGCUCACCUGUUGACUGUGACAGAUGGCAGGAAGCAUCAUGUGGGGGUUGAGGCACAGAGGCACCCAACCACAUGCUUUAGGUUCCAUAGGAAAUGUGCGCUGGGACAAGAAUGGAACACCAGCCUGAAGCUCCUCCGGAGGAAAUAUCCUCCUCUUAAUGGUUUUCAAAACGUCAUCAGGUAAAGCGAUUCUCUGAGGAUCCGUGUGGGCAAAAGCUGAGCCUCGCAGCUCCUUCCUACCUCUGCGCCACUUUUGGAAGCACUAAUGAGACCUGCCAGCCUUUUUCACCCGACCUAUCCACUGAAGACUGGAGGAAGAUGUGAUUUAUUGGCUAGGACCAGGAUGGAUAGCAUCAUAAAUCUCCUCUAGACGGCAACAAUUAAAGUUGCCAGGGCUCUGUGCUUUGCCACAUGGAGUCCAUGCGACUCUGACCAGAUUUGACCAGCUUAUUCUGCUAAAUGAGAGUGUCGAAAUGACCGUCUGGAGUUUAUUAAUAAGUGUAUAAAUCUGAACUAUAAGAGGAAAAAAGAUGAACGGGUGCUAGUAAAUCUAUGACAUAUACUUAAUAAUAAAACCUAAACUCUUAUACAGCCUGAUACAAAUUACUUGCUCUACUGCGCUGGUUCUGCCACAGCUACACAUUUCAUUUUUGUGAUACGCUCUGCGACUGCUUGGCUAAUAAGUGCUGAGGAGGGAGAGUAAUAGAUAGAUAGAUGCAUCUGGUAUUUAUAGAGGACUGUUUUAAUGGUGCUAAAAAACUGAUGUGCUCAGCAUUCCUUGCAGCUGCAGUUGCGUUCAUGUCAGUAAUCCUAUCAGAAGGGUUGCUGGUUUCCAGAGUAAUUAGAACCCUGAAGCAAAUAAACACCAAAUGAAUUCUCUUCUCUUGAAGUUAUCUCUUUUCCCCCCUCUUUUAAAUAGCCUUUCUCUGGUAUAAUUAUGCACCAGUGAUUAUAACAUUAAAAAUCAUUUUAAGUGAAUGAAUGCUAUUUUUGUUGUUGUUCCUUGCUAAUUGUUAUGAACUAAUUGUAAUUUAGGAUAGGCUUCUAAAAAUCUCAUUUUCAUUACAGAAUGGCUACUGACUUAAACUGCGUCCCGCCUUGAUCCCAGGGAGAGGCAGCAGCUCCAAGUCGGGUUCAUCCAGGCUGGGCUGUUGGCUUGUAGCACCUGUGCGUGGAGUACAAGUUGUUGCUCAAAGCCGUUUUGAUAAACUUCUGCCCUUCUAGCAUUCAAAACAUAGGUUACAUAAAAAUUUACAAUACUGUAAGCUUGCCACCAGGGAAGUGAUGACAGAGAUACUAUAUGAUAACAUAAGGAGGUAAUAGCCUUCCUAUCUGUUUUUUUGCGACUGCAUCUAGGAUAAUACAUGGAGCCCCGAGCAGCUUGUUCCUGAAAAGAUGCUGGCAGGAGUUCAGAGGACAAUGUCAACCCAUGCAGUCAUAUAGGGAGGGUUUGACUCUAAACUGUGGUAUCUUCACUGUUUAUCUUGGUUAUUAGUUUUGCAACAUUUGUGGCUUCAGUCAGAUGGUUUGGAUUUGUGCUCACGUACGCGGAGUUACGGUGUAUGGAGGCUCUGGGUCAUCGUUGUGUAAAGUCUUGUAGUCUGGUUUGCGUUUCUUGGCUCUUGUAUCCAAACCGGUUUCAAGAUUAAAAAAUAGAAUAAUAAGGAUCAGUUACAGCUACAUAAGCAAGCAUAUAGUAAUUGACAUUUACUGGUAAUGAGGUAUGAGAAUGAAAAACCCACCCCACCUCUCAGAUCCCAGCUUGAGUUUUUGAGAUUGGCUGUUAGAAGAAAAAUGUCUUUGUACUCACAAAUUGAGCACAUUCAGCCCAGAGUUACUAGCACAUAAUAAACAUGGAAACAUCUAGUGACACUUUCUUUAAUGGACUCAUUCUUUAAACUAGAACCACAGCUUUUAUAACUGAGAUUCUUAAAAUGCCUUUUAUAAUGUCAUUUCUUAAACAACCUUUGCUUCUGUUGUCCUGUAAUGGCAAUUUUCUGCUACCAGGAGGACCAAGACACCACAGCCCUCUGGCUGUGACCUGACACAUUCACAGAAAUACCUGAGAUGUUAUGGAGAUAUAUUCACAUAUUUCUAAAAUGAAGUUCAAGGUGGAGUUUGGGAAAUACUUUUAUAACAUUGGCUGUGCUCAGGACUUCCCUCCUUUCUUCACCCCUCCUGCAGUUAUUUUUGGGUGAGAGAUUUAUAGCGAUAGAGCAAAUUGCCGUGUUAAAUCUGAGCUCAGCUUUCGAAUCAGUCGUCGCCAAGCAGGGCCAUAUAUACACAAAUACACAGGGGAAAGAUGAGCCAAAUCUGCAAAUGCUUUAAGUCAAUGCAUCUGUGAUAGAGCACAUAAAAUCCUCUAAGGGGAAUUACUAUGUUGUGAGUUACGACUACUUUAUGCUUGAAUGAAAGCAUCCACUUUUAGGUUUAAGGCGGACAACCUCCCACACAGUGCCUUCAUUCUUUAGGGUGAUUUACCUUCAUUUUCCUCAGUGUUUCCAUGUUUUGAAUUGGAGCUUGUGUAUACUGAAUUAUAGUGUAUAGACCUUGGGUCAUCUUUUUCUGAACUUUGUAUUUUAUCCUGCCUUUUUUACCUCUUGGCUUUGAAAGGCAUCUCCUGAGGAAAGAAUGUGGGUUUUGUGCUUGUGAUACAUCUCAGAAGCUAUUUAGAUAAUGGUCUCUUGACAAGGAGGUGCUUAUGUUUUUUUGCUAAGUCUUUUCUUCCAAUUGUGAUGAAUUUGUGCUAUAUAACAGUGAAAAUAAAACCCCCAUAGUUUCUUUUGAGAUGAGCUUAGGAGUGUACCAUCCAAAUGCCUCAUGCUGUCGGAAAAACCUUUAACACCUACUAUUGCGCACACUUUUGCUGAUCUGGGAGUUUUUAAGCAAGGAAAGCAAGACAUGCUUCAUAGACGUGUAUCAACCCCAAAAGAAAGAGGGAAUCCAUUUAGAGAAGAAAACUCUGUUUCCAGGAAAAAAUGAAAUUACUGCAGAAGGUCCUAAAAUCUUGCAGUGGUUUGCCAAGCGGCAAAUCCCAGAAAGAUAUCUGAUCACAAAUAGCACUGGUGUGUCGGGUUCAGGCUUCUGAUUGAUAUUUCAGUCAGCUAGAUAGAAGUGAAGAUAGAAGUGAAGCAGAGUAAAGAGUCUAAUCACCCAAAAAACACACACUCACACAUAACACUAUCUCUUACUCCAGAGAAAAUGAACAUAGCAGUUCACUUGGAGUCACGGCAGGCACGAAAUAAUAGUUUCCUAGUCCAGAGAAAAGGUAACAAUAUAGAAAAAGGUGUUCUUAAUUAAUUUCUGCUCUCAACAACACAUUAAAAUGUGAACAAUUUAGAUACAAUUAAUGGGACGAGAAAAUAAGAAAGCCAGACUGUGAUACUGUGCUCCUUGCAAUUAUUUCCUAAUGCUAAAUAAACAUACUGGUGAGAAAAUUGUAAUUUGUAAUUAUUGCACAGUGCUAGAAAGAGCAGCACGAUAGCCAGUGCCAGGUAGGCCCUUGAUGAAUAAAACAGUUAUUUAUAGCAUUAUGCAAUGCUGCGUUCUGCCAGUGUAUGAAAGGAGUGAAUUGCAGUGAUGAUGUAGAUUGGGUAAAAGACCAUCGUGCCAGCCUGUUCCGGAUUGUUUUUUGGGAGAUGGAGAAAGGAGAGGGGCGGGAUGGCGAUGUCUAUCACAGGGAGAAAAGGCAAUGAAAUGCGACCCUCUUUUAAUUAAAGGCUCCCACAAAGUAAUUUCCCCCUUUAGCUUGUGAUAAUACGCUUUUGGCAGGAAGAGUAAUGCGAACAAAACACUCUUCCUUAUAAGCAAAAUCAAGGAGGGCAGGCAAAUUGUAUUCUGUAGCAAUUUGUUGGAGAAUUUGUCAUUUAUUUUUGAAGAGCGCUCGGAGCUGGGCAGCAGGAGCCGGGUGCUUUGCUUGUGCCUUGUGAAUGGCAGAGCAGUGGGGUUUGAAAACCUCUUAGAGGACUCCGGGGAUAGUGUCCCACGGGAAAUUAUGGAAAAUACCUGUCAGUCUUAAUGGAAAUUCAUCAGUCCAAAAGGAAAGUAAUGUGCUCUUUGGAAGUAUAUUUUAUCAGCUUUAAGCCCUCUUUGUGGUAACAUAAAAUAGGGUAAAUACAAUCGAGGCAGUGAAAUCUUAUAAACAUCUCCUCAGCUUGGGGAAUUAAAAAAAAAGAGUUACACGGUUUCCUUCUGGAUAUUUGAACAGAGUGUAAAUAAGUACAAGAAAUGUCUUUUUUUUUUUUUCCCCUAUUCUGCCAAUUUCUGAUACAUUUAUUCCUUAUGAUCUGCACAUUUGUGACCAGAUUGAGCCAAUAUGCUUUAUUUCCAUUUCCCAGCCUACAGCACUUUUCUUGUGAAAGGACUUUCUAAAGAUAUAUGGCCAGAAAAAGUGGGCCCUUUUUUCUUUUUCCCCGCAGUUUAUAUACCAUUUGGUCUGUGUCCUUAGGUUUUAAAGAAGUGCAGCAUUCUAUUCCAUGAAAUGGGAGAAGAUACACAGCUGAUGCAACUUAAUUAGUGUCUCUCAUCGUAGGGUCUUCUGUGUAACAUGCCCCAGGAAGGAUUUUUUGUAAAGGUGAGAUGGAGCAUCCUGUUGAGCAGAGAGGCUGAAUGACCCUGAAGUGGGUCUGCAAUUAGUCAGCAAUAGCUGGGAGAAACUGUGCUGCGUCUGACACACAACGCCGUGCGUUCCAGCCCGGAGACACACGCGCAGUGCUGGGGAGCAGCUGACGGCAAGCCAGGCUGAAAGAACAAGCUGUAACACAGCAAAACUUAAUCAGUGCUGUCCUCCCUCUUUCCUGCUCUGUAUGUCUUUAUUUCUGCCUUGUGCAUCUGCUGCUCCUAUUGAAGACAUUAUUUUAGCUGUUAAUGGCUAAAACAGUCAUCCUGUGGAGGAGUCUUGCAGUGCAAUGGGUUUAGGUAAAGGCACCAAGCUUUAGGAAAUGGCCAGAGGUUUAAGGUACAAUAGUUGUUGCUACUGGCAAAUCGGUUAAAGCUAGAGGGAAAUGGAAAUAACAAAGACCUGAAGAAAGUCUAAGUGCCAUGCCGGUUCCAAAUUUUACUGUCAUACUGAUAAGAGUAGGGUUAGGUUCAAUGUGAUAGAUUACCUUGGAAUAAUUGGCAACAGAACCCUUUUUGAUCAGCUGAUCCAUUUUGGUCCCUUUUCUUGAAUUAAAAACAAACAAACAACCUACACCACCACAGGCUCCCAGUCCAGUGGCUGCAGAAGCAGGUGAGUCGCUGCUGUUGGAUUUGUCCUCCAUCCAGAUGAGGGAAGGGGAAUGCACUCGCGUGUGGAGAGCGGGGGGGAGGAAGGCUGGUUCUGACACCAACUGCAAUAAACAGCCUAAUGUUUCUGAGCUGCAGCUCUAACAAUAAUUAAGCAGUGGAUGUGUCCCACACUAACACCAGCUGGGGUUUUCUCUAAGGCUCUCCACAGAUUUUCACUGCAGAAUUGGCUCGAGAUGCUCUUCCCUGACUAGCACAGCUCAAGUGAGAGUGGCCAUGGUGCAGAUAAAACCUGAGGUGCUUGUGUCCAUAUUAUAACUUCUGGGGUCACACAAAAGCAUCCUUGGUGCUACUGUAGAAACUUGGACAUCACUGAUGGAAGGGAUACAAUGCUGUCUAGUUGUUAGCCUGUAUCAAAGGUGGUGGCAGGGAUUGCUUUACGUUUUCAGGGACUGCUGCAGUUCUGGUAGGCUCCAGCGGCUGCUCUUUCUUACCCAGACACACUGCCAGACUGAACUGUGGAACAGCUGUUAGUGGCAGAGGCUGAUGAUUCCCAUUUGCUGCUCUCCAAGACGUGCACAGCAAGGUGUCUGUGUGUUCGGUGGAGUGCAAACCAACCCUGAAGAACCUCUUCAGGCAACCAUUGCUGCUGCUUUCAUGGUUACCUUCAGCCUGGUGAUCCUUUUGUGGGUAUUUCGUACUGGACCACAGUAUUUUGGGUUUUUUUUCGGUUGGAUCAAAACAUGUUCUGACCCCCUUUCACUCUGAAGGGAAGAGAGGACAGGCAGAGACCAUCCCAUCUGUAUCCUGAGCAGAACCUUCUUCCCAUUUCUUCCCCAUAGCUUUCUCACCCUGCUACUGCAGCUGGACUUCUGUCCUGGGACCUUUGACUUACUGGUGAACUCACCAUCUGAAGCUGUUACCUGAUCCUAAGGCAGUAUUACCACAUCCAUCAGCUGGUGCCUCCUUCAGUUUCUCAACUUUUAAGGACAUUUGGCUUGCAUCUGAUUUUAUAAAAGGUGUUUCUGUUCUGCCUUUCAUUUUGUGUUUCAAGGGUUCGUGGGGCUGCUUCUCUUCAGAAGUCUACUGGUACCUCUGGCAGAGGCAGAGGCAUUUCUGACCAUCAACCAUAGCAGGGUAUCUCCUUCAUCUAAAAUUCAUCUUCCAAAUUCCAAAAGUCCUUUUAAUAGCAGAUCUUCCUUUUUUUCUUUUUUUUUUUUUUUUUUUUUUUUUUAAUGAACCUCAUUACGCCUAAUUUGUUCAUCUUUUUGUGAGUUGCCAUAUGGUAUCGAUGGAAACCUGGUGAAAAUGUAUUUGUCAUCUCAAAACGUAUAUAAAAAAGUCAAACAUGUAAUUAAAAGCCUUCUCUUUAAGAUAUGUUCUUACCAACUAGUUACUUGGAACUUCUAGACCAAGUCUUAUCAGCUGGCUGGCAGAGGAUAUCUUGAAGAUAUUUGACAUGAGCCAGGAGGAGAUAUAAAGCAAGUGUAUCAGUAGUGCUAGAAGAGUGAAGAGUUUGAUCCUUAUCUCUCAGGGAAAUCUCUCUUGCCACAGAGGAGAAAAUGAGGCACAAUGGAGAGACGUUCCCUUAGUGCUGGAACUGUGCAGCCAGGGCAUAGUACAGCCUGGAUUUUUUCCCACCAAACUUGCAUUACACAACUUGAGCUGGGAGACGAGAAAGUCCUUUCAAGCCGCCGAUUCAGCCAGGCUUCCAGAGGACAGUUCAAAUUUGAGGCAGCAUUCUUCCUCCUCUGAAUAUAAAAUAAUCAAGUCCUAAGCUCACAAAGGCAUUUAUUUAAAUGCUUUCAAUUCAGUGGGAUGGAGCCAGCCUAUAAGGUGCAGCCUGGUAGGAUUUACUUGGACAAGAAUUUGUCUUCCAAGGAGUGAAGAGUUAUGUGAAGCCAGGCAGAGCUCUUUCUAGAAGAAGUCCUUGCUCCACAGCUCUCACUUUAUCAAAAAGUCUGACACCGCUGCUCCUUUUCCUGAGAUUUAGGUUAGAUGUUUCUCUUGUUAAACACUCUUCCUAAAAAUCAGUUUCAUCAUUCAUUCUCCAUUCAUUAAAUAAGGAAACUCAUCAUUUUAGUUUUUGUUCCCCUUGCUGUGGAUGUUACGUGAAUUCCACUGUGAGGCCAGGCUUGGAGCAGGUCUAGUCAGCAGCUGCUUUCAAGUGCUCUGCACCUAGUGCCUUAGGCAUGUCGAUGGUGCCAGCAAGAUCCCCGUUACAACUUUCCACCCAGCACAGCAAUGGGGAGUGUUUAGUUGGUAGGAGUGUUUAGUUGGAUGUUUCUGUAGCAGUUUAAGGUCAUCUGGGUAGAGGCUGCUGCAGCUUCUCCUCCCUAGAUUCUUGCAAGUUCUUAGUUCCUUUCUUGGGACUUGUACAGCAGUGUGGAGAACUGAUUUACUGAGUUGGUGUAGCCAGAAACCAGUCACUUGAAUGACUAAGGACUACCGAAGCAUGAGGGGUUUUGUGCACUGAGACAUUUGUCGUUCACGUUAGCACACUUUGCGUCAUGCAAAUACGUUCUCACUUUCUCCUUGCACACAAGGACACAGGCUCAUUCGUGUUCUAUUUGGACUAUAGAACUGUAGUGUGUUACAAAGAACGCUGUGUGCUGGAUUGGGCCUCCUUGAAAAUCUGCACCAAAAUAUUUGCUGUGGGACUGGCCUCAUUUUGGUCUGGUGGACCCAAACUCCGGUGGUGGGGUUGCUUCCCCAUACACAGGGGAGCGCUGUCGCUUGGGUUUGCUCCCCAGGGUGCUCUGUGUCCCCAGUUGUUCUUGGGGCAAACAGGGUAGAGUCACAGAACCAUAGAAUAGUUUGGGUUGGAAGAGACCUUCCAAGGUCAUCUAGUCCAACCUCCCUGCAAUGAGCAGGGACAUCUUCAACUAGAUCUAGGGCAGAUCAGCUUAAGCUCUGCUGUCUAGGUCUCUUCCCCAAGGAAGGCCAGGCAGUUCUGUGGUCUCCUCCAUCCAGGAAGGCUCCAUCAGGUGGUGUUGGUGAGAGAUGAGUCCCUGGAUGAGUUAGAGCUCCCUGGGGCAGGUCACCAGACAGUGUGGAUCCAACCUUCAUGCGGGUCUUGUGUUGCGGGGUUAGAAGACAAUCAGGCAAAAGGUCUUUCCUUGUAUAUUUAGCAAUAGUUUGCUGGUGAUAAGAGGACAAUUUGUGGAGAAGACUGCUCUCCUGUACCCAUCCCCCUCGUACCAAAGCUCUACCCCUGACUUCAGUAAUAAUUACUCAGAGUUAGAGAGUGUCUUUCCUCUUCGGUGCUGUUAUUUAGCACAGGCUUCAAUUAAACAAGCAAGCCGGGGAAAAUAGGGGGUGGUUGCCUAGUAACCAAUUGCCUUGAGAUCUGGAAAGAUACGGCAGAAUUAAGGGUUAAUUUUUGCAGGUGGAAGUAGAAAUGUCCAGGGAUGUGAGUGGUGGAGGUUUUAAGCUGGAAGGAUCUAGGACAUGGUUCAGAGAAGAAGUAGAGUUCCCACUGGGUUCUCUCUCAAAAUAACAACACAAGAAGAACGGUGUUUGUUUAGUUAAAAUCCACACUGAUGGAAAUUGAGAGAGAACACAAACAAGAUCACUGUUCGAGGGUGCUUCCUCAUGUGUGAUAUUUACAUAAUUUGCUACAGCAUUGCAACAUUUUCUAUCCCUGCAUCACAUUCAGAGUUCAAAGCUUGCCUUAAGUAAGCAGCUUCACAUGGCCACAUAGCCUACAAAAAAUGCCGACUGCUUUUGUACACGUGUUCCCUGGGAUAGCCUGAUUUUUACAAGGUACCCACAGGUGUCAAAAGAUCUGUAUUAAAUAGUUUAGGUUUAUUUUGAGAGCUUCUGGGGGCCUCACACCUCUGAAAAUCAAGCCGCAAUCAUGCUGCUUCAAAACUUCCUCUUCUGCCUUAUCAAGUGCAUAUUUUCACUUCUUUAAUGCAUUUUAAGUAGUUUUAGAAUUGGAUAAACAUAGAAGAGAGAUAGUUUGGGUGAUAGUGCAUGCUACUUCUUGAAAAUAUCCUUGGCAUAUGCUGCUAAACAAUCUUGAACCAAAGGGCAUGAAUCCAGCUGUGGAGCUGAGUGGCCUUUUGGGAGACCUGUGUGCCCACCUGCAGUAGAGGGAACAAGGCAAAUCAGAUGUAAGGGUACCUAAGGGUGCUUCAGCCUCAACUCUUUUACGGUGGCAUCAUGAAGAAUGAAACUGCAGAUAUGCAGAUUGGUUCCCUGUGAAGGUAAUAACGAGGCAUCCUGUGCAAUCUCUUCUUUGCACAUUAACUGGUACAUGUAGUCUGUCUGCAAUAUGUGCUAGUUAUUUUUUGCCUGGAUAUUAGAUUCCUCUUUUUCUUACUGAUGAAAAGCAGAGGGUAAAAUUAAUUCUUUGCACAUGCUGUUGUUAUUUCUUUGUGCUUAUUUGUCUUACGAAAGCAUUUCAGAAGCCCUCCUUGAGGGCCAACACCUCACUGCACUUGGUGCUUUAUGAAUAAGGACUGCAAAGACUGCGAAAAAUUGGAUGCUAAAUAUGUCAGAAAGUAGCAGGUAAAUGCAACAAGUAAAUAUGGGAGCAAAUAUAAGACAGUAGCUUUCUUAAAAUAAGCCACAACUCCAGCAAAUCCAUCAAAUUCUUGUAGAUAUUGUGCUAAAGGAAAAUCUUGCUAGAUUUCUUCUGAGAUUUUUCAAGAAGACAGUAAGGUGUGGCCUCACAGCUGUUUUGAACAAACUGCCCAGAAGUGGGAGCCCCUUGGGAAAACAUCGAAUUGUCUUCAGAGAUUUUGUUGACUGGAUAGCAGGGGCUGGUGUCCCUGGCAGAGUCAGGAUCAAUAUCUCAGUAACAAAUAAGAAAUGAUGGGUAAAGAUAGGCUCUGCUCAGAGGGACCUUGGAAGUCGUCAGGCAUUUCUGAGUCUGCUGCUGCAAAUAUGAAUCCAUUAUCAUCAAAGCGAGGAAACAGAAAGUGUCUUUGUGGCAGCAUUUGGAAUGAGGGGAAGCAGGGCCAGGAGGAUCUGUGAAGCGUUGCAGCCCACAGAUGAUGGACCCUGGCCCUCAGGAUAGUCACGAGCUUGGACAAAUUUUCAUGUGGAAAUGAAAAAAUUUACAAAGAUGAGAGGUAAAUACUGCCAAGACUUCAACAUGUUUUUAAUCUGUGCAAGACUGCCCAGGUCCUUGGUGAAGCACUCUUUGUACUGUCACAUCUUGAACUGAUAACUGGAUUCCUGUGCAUCAAAUUUGACACGGUUUGGGCCAGGUUCAAGUACCUAAAGCUAUUCUAAAGCUACCAGUUUUGUGUUAGGUGUAUCCUGGCAGAAGAGGAAUAUCUCUGCUUGAGGUUUUUUCAGUAUUUUAGAACAAAAUCCUUUGAAGCCAAAAUACUGUAUCCCACUCAGGGAAGGGUGUGUGCUGGGCUUGCUGUGCAGAUCCCACUUACACCACAACAACCCCUCUGAACAGAAGUGCUUUCCUGUGUAAUGACUGUAUUUUGUGUGGGCAUUUACCAAUUGCAAAGCAUUGCCCUGUUUCUCCAUUUCCAGUAAUAGAGAUUUUUAAGUAAUCAGCUUUGUCCCUGAGCAAGGAAGCAACUUUGUCGUUGAUCAUACUAUCUCCAAGCACAAGGUCUGCUCAGUGCUGUUUAUGUAGGACCUACAGGCAAUAAGGUUUUUUUAAUUAAAUUUCCUUGACCUAGAAUGUGAUUUAAUUAAAUACUGUAUUAAACAGACUUAAACAAAAAGGCAUUUAGUAAACCGCUAUGCAAAUUUCAAGGUAAUUAAAAUUGGAGAUCUGUCGACUUUACACUAUCUCUAUAAUUGAUGCUAAAUGUGAACAGAUCAAAUAAGUAGACUUUUUAUUGUGUCUCAUUUUUUUUUCUUGUGCAAGCUAAGAUUGCUAAUGAUCCCUUUGAAUUAUUUCCCUAUCUGAUCUGUUGGAUUCAUCAUUAGAGCGGGUGUCUUUGGGGUUGGUAGUUACUGGUUGGUUUGGAUGCACCAAAGAAGUCUUGAAUAAUACAGAGGUGACGGGGCACUCAUUAAAGAAAAUAAGAUAAAGUAUUAACUGAAGACAGUAAAGAAGAAAGAACCCCUAACCAGAAACGUUGACUGCUGGCUUUCCUAGUUAGGCUGAAAAGAGAGGCUCAAAGGGAAAAGUACGUGGAACCAAUAAAAUAGAAAAAUGUCCUCCAGGAGUUUCUAGAAUUGGAACUGGACCAACUCCAGUAGAGCAGGGACUGUAUUCAGUCCACCAAGAGAGCUGACUAACUUAAUCUUUGAGACUAAGGUCAAGAAAGCACUAAGCAAUAUUCAUCAUUUUCUGGCCAAGAAUGACUGACCCUUGCUCCAAGUGAUAAUCCAUCAGUACACACACUUGGAGAGCCUUUAAUAACUGCCCACAGUUAGGCAAUAUGGCCCCACAUGUUGAGGAAACUGGUUCUGCUGUUUGAACCAGUGGACAAAAUGGGUGGCGAAGGGUGCCCUUUUCCACCCAAACCUCACAGAGAGUCAAAAAUGAACGUGAUGUGUGGGACCAGCCUGUGUCUGCCUCUGCAAAACCCGAGGCUUAACAAAGCCAGCGUAUUUCUGUAUUGGUAGCAUCUGUUACUGCUGCUCCUGCUCUGCGGCAGCUGAUGUGACCCAGCUGUGGAUCAGCGUUUAUGAAGGAGCUGAGGAUUAUGUGCUCAAUAUCUUUUCAAUACAUCCUGCUGUGAACUCCACCAAUUUCCAGGGAAGCCUCCGGAGAGCAAUCUGAAUACUCCGAAAGCUGCCAGCUCUCCCUGUCGUUGUCCUCCGCGUUGUCCUGCCCCUCCUGCUCCCCCGCCUGUCCCCCCUUGCCUUGGGAAUUCAUCCAUCCCCAAACACCUCAAGAAAUGAUUGUGGGUUUUGCUUUCAGAGUUGCAGCCUGUGUCACAGAAAAUUAUAAAAUAUCCACAGCCAGUUGAACAGGCGGGAUUUAAGAUGACAAGAAUCUGGAAACAACAGAAUGUAGCCAUAGAUAAAAAAUUACAAUUAAACUUCUAUUUUCUGAAAAAGAAAAAAACGUGAAAAUGAUGGGCUCUCCCAUUUACUCUCCAGAUUACAAAGGAACAGAAAUCACUUCUUAUUGUAUUGAGUCCUUCAAAAAGAUCUGCCUUUCUCAGCGUUUUUAUAAAUUAGUCUGACUUUGAAACUGUGGUAUGUGGAUGGUUUCAAAGGUGAAAGGAUGAGCAUUAUUUGCAUAAUAAAAUCACAAAGGGAGUGAGUAUGCAAAAUUUAAUUUAUUUAAAAUUCACCCAUCCAACAUACUGGGCACAGGUGCAGAAGAUUAAUAGUAAAAAUAGUCACCUGCAGCAUAUAAAUUAAUGGCAAUGUCCAGAAGUAAAGGUUUCAUUCCCCACACUCGGAAGAGCCUUUGCAGAAGGGAUUUGCAGCGUGACCCGACUGAGGUCGAUUCUGUCAGGGCGGGAGGGUGAGGACGGGUGGCCCGUCCCCCGUGUGCCAGCAGCAGAGUUGCUGCGGCCCUUGGGCUCCACGUCCGAGCUGCCCCGGGCCAGGGUGGCCAAACCAGCAGCUCUGGGGCCAGCGAGACCUCUGUCUGAUAAAGGACAUUAGCAGUGUCCUAAAGGAUCUGCUCUUGUGGGCCAGAGACAUAAGUUUGUCACUUUUUUCCUCAGUCACAUCUCUGCAGUUGCUUGAUGCCAGAUGGAUGACAGGAAGGUAUUUGAUAGUUCCAGGAUCCUGUUAAAAACAGCUUUUUUUUCGAUUACAAGCAUCAGUGACUGUAAUGUUUGCAACGAUGCCACUACAUUUCUGACAAAAACUUGCUGAAGAGAUUGUGUUUUAUUAUAGUUUUUGUGUUACAUGGUUGGUGAUGUGUUACACUUAAAAAGCCCAGACUCGGACACCCUAAAUUCUUCCUGCGUGCAUCGUAUUUCCUAGUAGAUGGCUUCAAGAGGGAAUAAUUGGCCAAGGGACAAGGAAGGAUAUUUGAGCUUGGGUCUGAUGAAGAGCAGAUUUGGGCUCUUCUCUCCUAACUGUAGACCUGACGAUGUGACCUACAUCUUGCCUAAUUUACCUGUCCUCCCCCAGAGGAGCUGAGCUGCACACCAGAAAUGUCUAUUGCUCUCCAUUGUGGAAGAAAGGAGGGUAGCCAUCGACCUCUCGGCUGUUCCACUCUGUAGAUGUCUACUGUUGGCUAGAUUAAUCCUAUCCCAAGGGGAUUAAGUGAUGGCCUGAAAACAUUUAGUAAAUAACUAUGCUCAUGGUAUUGAAAUUAAAUCUGUAAGGAGAUGUCCUGGGAGGCUUCAUAACAGAGAUUAAAGCAUCUGAAUAUCAAAGUGUAUGGGAAGAACAAAGACUACUGUAAGAUUUUAAAUGGUAUUAUGGUUUGAAUAUAUGAUUUGCAAAUAUUAGUGGGUUUAUUUUGGCUGAUUUAAUCAAGUCCAUCUCAAAAAAGCAUGUCUAAAAACUGCACAAACAGCUUGGAAAUAACAGGAGUUGCUUGCCUUACUGUUGUGUGAUCCAUUGAUAUGAGCCUCUCUGCCCACUAAUAAUGAUGGUUGUGUCCAUCCUGUGUCCAAAUGGUGAGGAACCAGUACUGUUUCCAAGCUCCUGUGUCUGGCUCCUUCCUCAGCUCCACAGUGGUGGAAGACCCCACCUGUUUCCUUCUCUCAGCAGACCUGACACCUCAGUUUCUGUCCAGAGAAAGCCCAAGUACCACCACAGGAUGCUCCGGUGGGUCCCUCAGGUGGACCAUCAGAGGGGUGUGAUGGUGGAUCAGGUGCAUUUUGUAACAUGUUCCUACCCUACAUUAUAAACAGAACCAUGGUGAUAUAGUUCAUCUCAGUUAUAGAUCAAUACACACUGUUACAAGUUUAAUGCUUGGCUUUGCUCCCAAAGUCCAUUGUUCAAAGGUUUAUAGAACAAAUCAGCAAAAAAAAAAUGUUAUCAUAUAGGACAAUCAUAAAUGUUCUUCCUGCUUUACUUUCUUCACCUCCCCAUUUCUUUUCCCUCUUCUCAACUGGUCCAUAAUGUGUCUUCCUCCUCCACCUCCAGUUCUCCCCACAGCGCACAAGUGUCACGUCCCUGCCAGCUGCUCCCUCUGUCCUUUCGCUUCCUCGGUGGGGUCAGCCCCCAGACCAGGGGCUCCCAGCUUCAACGACUGGCAAGUCAGUAGUAAAUGGCAGCAGAAGAGAGUCUGCAGCCCAAAAGGAAUGAGAUGAAGGCUGGGGAGAGCAGCGCCCUGGGCAUGGAGUUGCUUCACACAGGGACCUGCUCAGAAGCAGCAGCUGGAGAAACCGCAGUUACCGUCUGCCUCACUGUUAUCAAACAGUAACUAUCAAGAGGUGUUACUGCUGAUGCUAAAAGAAGACCUGAAGUUGGGUAAUUGUAGGAGCUCUUUCCAUUCAGACAACAAGUCUCUUGCUGGGGAACAAGGAAGGCAGGAUGAGGUGAAUGGUCCCUGCUAGGCAAAUGUCACAGGGCAGAAGGGCAUCUCCACCUAAGGCAAAGGUGGGUUGAGGUGCCGCAGGUUCAAGGGUGGAACUGUCAGAGGCGUAUGGAGAUGAUGGCUCCACGGCAACAUUUUGAGUGCAGUAGAGAAUUGCUGGGCAGCAAGAGAGGAAGGGGAGCAGGGCGCGGGCAGAAAAGUGUGUGAUGUGGUCAGGGACUGGAGGAUAAAUUUCAAAGUGUUGGCAGCAUAUGGAUUAACAGAUCAGCAGGUUCUAGUAAUCUAGAUGCAAAUCUAGAGAUCUGCGUUGAUGGAGCUGAGAGCAAAUACUGUCCCUAAGAGAGCAGCACGGCGGAACAGGAGUUUAAGAAGUGACGCAGCAGUGGGAAGGACUGACAGAGCACCACACACAGACAAAAUUAGCCUGGGAGCGAUCCUUUAGCUUAGUUCCCCUGCCUUUGCUACAUUCCCUGAGGGAUGAAGCCAGAACAAGAACAAUGACCCUAAUUUGCCAUAAAUCCUCUCUUGGCCCAAUUUUCUCUUCCUUAUGCCAGUGGCAUAAUGGGAGGUCAUCUCCUGAGAUCAUUCCCUCCGCUGGCUUUUCAGAGGGUGAAGAGCUGCUGUGUUCAGUGUGGAGGAGUAUGAAAUCUGGCUGAUAGCAUUUGUAAAGAAAAAUUGUUGAGGGUAGAUUUGUGCUUCAGUAGUGCUGAAAAUACGUAGCAUGGGAUGCUGUCCAGAUGUGGAGAAUGCUUUUUAUUUGUUCUUGAUCUGGAAGAAGUAUGAGAGAUAGUAAAUAUUGUCUGCUUCCGAAGAGAUUUAUGGCACGAACUUAAUGUGAGCUUCUCGGGAAGGUAUGAGAUGAGAAUAUAAAAUGAAACAUGGGUGUUUAUAAUUGAAGAACAUUCUCCCCAGGGAAUCAUAUUACUUCUUUUUUUUAAUGAAAAUUCAGUCAACUAGAUAUUUAGUUAGCCCAAGGAAAUGUUUUCAGUUAUCAAUUAAAGAGAGUAUGUGUGUUCUGUUGCUUGAAGAUGCCAUAUCUUAAAAUGAAUCAGGAUGCUGGAUAAUUAUCACUUUACUCUUUAUUAAAUUGCUGCUUUUCCUCCAGCAGUGGCUGUAGCAGCUGUUCAGCCACAUUCAUUAACUUGUAGAGUAAAAGAUUUAAUUUUAACCACACAUACUAGGACUAAGGUUAUUUUUUUAAGUUAGUUUUUCAGCUGAUAUUUGAAUGUUGGAAUCAGUAGGUAUCUAAUCCAUUUGCUAUUUAAUAUGGUUUCUCACAAAGACAAAUUUCUAAAUACAAUUUAAGUUUGAGAUGGACUUAAUUAUAAAGGUGCUUUCAGUGCUUUUGUAAAGAUCUGCAUUUUUGAGAAUUUACAUUAAAAGUACAAAAUGGCUUGCACACUGAUUAAAGCAAGUAAAUUAGAAAAAAACUUUUAUAAAUUAAAAAAUGCUUUUCCCUGAAUAUCAAUAGGGCAGGGCUAAAAACCAUUUCAUUUAUUGAACAUUCACUCAAUAUUUAAGCCAAAGCACAGUUCUACUGUAGAUUAAAAGAUAUUUAAAUACACUGGUCAAGGUGGGAUUUCAUUGCUUUUGCAACUGCAGACUGUUUCAAAAAUUGGUGGUGCUGGAGUACAUAGGAAUAAUGCUGCAGAAGAAUGAGGAACAUCCCUUAAUGCUGCAGAAGAAGGAGGAACAUCCCUUCCCUGCAGCACCCCACCCCUCCUGCCACCCCAAAAGGCAUUUAGCCAUAAUAUUUGCCAGUAUCUCUGUAUGACAGUCGAUAGGACAAAUUUGUAAGCAUAGCUUUUCCAGCAGCUGGGUCUGGGCUAUAGUUCUGGUCACUGUAUAUUUGCAUCCUGACUUUUGGCCAUCUGUUCUUUCAGACCAUCAGAUCUCAUCCUAAGGCUCCUAUGGGUCUCAUAGGGUCUAUAAGUUCUGUUUCUGAGAACAUUACUGAACAGUUCCAAAUCUGUGGAAUGGAAUGAGAUGUUAAAUAGAAUUCCUACACACCUGAGAUGCUGAAGUUGAGAGAUGAUAGGUAAAGGAUAAAGAUUUGAGGACACCCUCUAACCAUGAGCACACAAUAGGGUACAUUGUGAGUUGAGUUAGCCUUAAAUGCACUUCUGCUUUAUUCCUGAAGUAUAACACUGCUUUACUUAGAAAGCUAAAGGCUCUAGAGAGAAGUACAAGGCUAAAAAUUUUAAAUUAGUUGCCACUGCUGGAAGAAGCAAUCACAGAAGAGCAACUGAGAUGGGAAGGGACCUUGAGAUUGUUUAGUCCAAGCCCUCUGCUCAAAGCAGGGUCCUCUAGAGCAUGGUGCUCAGGCCAUGCCUGGUUGGGCUUUGAAUAUCUCCAGGGAUCCAGACUCCACAACCACUUCAGGCAACCUGUUCCAGUGUUUGUGCUUCCCUUUGCUGACGCUGAUGAGAACAACAACACUGAAACAACAGGAGACUCACUGGAGCUCAAGUUUGUUUUCUAAGGAGAACUGAACAAAGUACAUUCAAUGUUAAGUAAAAUUAAAGGAUGCACUUGUUUCCCAUGGUAUGGUUAAAGCUUGUCGUUCUCUAGAUUGGCAGACCAGGAGCUAUUUUGCUGAACUGCCAACAUUAGGUGAGAGUUUCUGAUUAAGAAGCUUAAUUCUGGAAGAGCUGGAAGUCUGUGGGUCCCCUUCCAUGAGGAGGAAUUUGGGGGUGACCCAUAAUUAUUAUUGUCGGGUCAUUUUGAGAUGCAAAAACAAUGUGGUUGUGGAUCCUAAUUUUCACCUUCUUUUUCAAUGCAAGCUUUUUCUUUCAAAAAGCUUAAAGAGCAGUUUCUGGCUGAUACACUUUCAUACCCAGAUAGGCCCAAAAGUAACGCAGCUUUUCCAAAAACUGCAGUCUCAACGAUCCAGCUUUCCUGGCAGUCACAGCCAGUGCUCGAAGGCAGACUGACAUGUUCAGUCCAAGGGAAGGUUUAGUGCAUACAAUGAAAGGCCUUGCAUUGUUCUUAACCUUAGCUGUGAAAUAGUAUCAAGCAAGUGCGGGCAGGUUCCCCUUUGUGUGUUUUCAGCUUAACUGAAGUUUGAAAAGGGAUGAACUGAAUUGCAAUGUGGAGAUAACUAAAAAAAAAACAUGGAGAGAGAAACAGAGUCAAAAGGGUUAUGAAUAAGCAUCUGCUGAAGCUUUAAGAUCAUUAUUGUUAAAGAUAUUAAGAUACAUAGCCAUUGUACGCUCUUUAAGAUUUUAAUAUUGAUGUUAGAUAAUAGUAGGGCCAGAUGUUUUUCUGAGAGUAUCUGCUCUCAAGGAAAACUGUUUGGCAGGGCUAAGAGAGGUCCCUUUUGCAGACCGUCCAAAUGCGCUGAGUAGUUUGUCAUCUGAAAGUGUAAUGAAAGGAUGCCUGUUAGUUAAGGAAGCUCUCACAACAAAAAGGCUCAAAAUGACUCCCAGUCCCAGUGUGCCUUCAUCUGAGUUCAAAGUUAGCCUGCCAUCAUGGAGGAAUGUGAUGCAUUAAAGCAUUUACUUUUGCUUGUCCCAAGUAAUUUCGGUCAAAAUCAGAUUUCUUUCUUAUCUCACCUUCUGUCUACAAACCCGAAAAAUUACACACCAAGCCCAUCGCAGUGUUGACAUGACAGUCGUGUUUUCUGCUGGGUCUCCUUUAAACAAAAUCCAUUAUAAAUCUUUAUGUAUCGUGACUACUAUAAAUUAGAAAACGUACAUGCUGUUGGCUGUCCCAGGACCAGUGUUUCUGUAUAUUGUUUUGAAGCAUAACACAAAGCCCGAAGAAUCAAGAUUUCUUGGCAUGAUAGCGUAUAUUCAAAAUAAUGUUGGCUGGAGUCGGGACUUGUUUGUAGCUGUUCGGAAGGGGCUCGGGGAAGGAGACGGGGAGCAUACGGGGGAUGGCGAUCUUCCCCAGACAGUUGACUGACGCUGUGAAAAACCCAGUUCACGCACAGGAGGCACAACUUCACAGCUCUGCUUUUCACACGUUGCCGUCAGCAAAUCUUCCAGAAAUAAUCAGCACGGAAAUAGGCAGGUUUGGUGCUCACCAGCGAUCCCACCCUAACACCAUCUGGUGAAAACAAGAAACCCUGGGAGCAGUUUGUGCGAGUGGGUUCAGCAAACGGGUUAUAAUCUCUCCUGCAGUGCCUGUGAAAUGCUGCCCGGUGUCAUUUUGUAAAAGGAUAACGAGGAAAGGGAAAAUAUCUUGAUACUAAAAAAUGUAUGUUCUUGUGCAAAUGUGCAACCAUUUGGAUCAAGCUCGUGUUGUCCUGUGAGGUUUUAUUAAAUGAUCUAUACAAUUCUUAGGAAAAAGCAAAUGUAUAUUCUCUUUCAGUUUUAAAAUUGUGUCACUUUUAGCAUACAUUUUAUUUGAAUUCAUUUCCGUUCGUUGAAAAGCAGGGAUUAGUUUAGAUUUAUCUUUGCUUGAGAUCAGUAUGAUUCAGCUAUCACCGGAUCUUUUUGGCCAGAGCUGGCACAGGCUGCAGGGAAUUGCAUGGGUCUGAAUUUCUGUAUUGAAUGCUUUUCAGUCUUUUACUUUCCCCAGAAUUGCAGUUUGUAGAACAGGUGAUUUAAUGCAUUUUUUUUAUUUGUUAAAUAAUGAAAAACAGCUGGUGCAUUGCAAGGAACAGAGGGCCUUUGAGUCAUCAUAAAAUAGGUUUUAGCAAAUAAUUUUUAAUAAUUAGAUUUUUCAUGUUUUGUAAAGUUUCAUCAUUUUCUUAAUUCAAUUUUCUUACCAGAACAAACAUGAGGAAAUAUAUUGAAAUCCUCUUGCUUUUUCUCUGACAUGAGAAGUUCAUCUUUGGACAGUGGUUCUGGUUUUAUUUUUCUGCUUUCGGAUUCACUGCUAACAAUGCAAUCCAAGCUUAGCUGUAAAUGAACAUAUGACUCAUUGUCUAGAUGAGAUUUUGAAAAGGGGAUCUUUACAUGUCUCACUUGUUAUUGUUUUACUUCCUUUUUAAUGUUUCAAGAUUUGCUUUCUGUACUGAAACAGCAUGUAAGAGAAACAUGGUACUUUUCCAGAACUGGCCAGUUGUCAGUAUUGACUGUAAAAGUCACUUCUAUUGAGAGAAGUAUCUGCUGAUCUUUGAAAACUAUUGACUUUUUUAGUGAAUGUUGGGCUACAUAAUUGUGGGAAUGGCUUUUUCUCUUCUCAUAUUGCCAAUGUUUUGUAUAAGUUGUCAGUUUAUGAGAAAAAGUUCGAGAAAAGCAGUAGUCUGGAAAACAGUAGAAAAAGCCAUAGAGGGCAAAUAGAAUUAUAGGAAGGUCUGGAUUUUUUUAUAUCUAAAUACCCAGUAUUGCUGUGAUUCCUCUUGGAAUCAGUCAUUUUCCUUAAAUACAGUAGAAGAAAAAUUAAGCCAAGUGCUUUUGAAAGUAUCCCUGCUACUCUCCACAUAUUUUAAGCUCUCUAAUCAGAACAGCAGUUUAAAUAUUGUUGAGUUUACUGACUUAAUCAUAGAAUGUUGCAAUACAGCAGCAAACGCAAUCAGGAACCAGGAACUACAUCUGAUGGGAUGGAAGAGCUUGGGCUAUCAGCUGCGUUACUUCCUCCAGGAGAGAUAUUCUACUUGAAAAUAUUUCUACAUGGACUGGGUUAAAGCAGGUGAAUUUAAAAAUAAGUUGAGAUUGCUGCAAUCUCUGUGGAAAAGUUACAGAUUAUUCACGCUGUAUUGGAGUUAUUUAUACAAAGCAAUAUUCUGUCUUUUUUCUCAUUAAAAAAAAAAAGAUUUUCCAGAUUUUAUUACAACUCAUGCCUUGCUUAAGUGUCAGUCUGCAUGGCUUGCUGGCAAAGGUCGCGUUUCAAACCUCAAACUCUUAAAACUGUGGCCCUUCAUAUGGUUUAUCAUCACUGUGACAAUAUUUGGUAUUUCUCUAUGAGCUACUGCUUCUGAAGUUGUGUGAAAUUAUAAGUUUUCAGCUUUCAUUAAGCAAUAAAAAAGAAGUUUCUGGCCCUUCAUGGUCUGGAGAGAACAGCUUGGAAAUGUGACUCUUAACAACUGAAAAAUCAGAAAGCAGAUCAAUCUCUCAUAUUGAUUUUUCACCCAGCCUUAUGGUUUUGUGGAGGAGAGUCUGACUCUCAUCUUCUGCCGAGACUGACAAUGCUGUCAAUAUUCUGUCCUCUCUGGCAGUACAUUUUAUCGUCAACAUCAGGGUCUCCGAUUUUAAACAAAAAUAAAACUAUUGAUAGACAAAAUGAGAAUAGAGAUGUGGAAAAGGAGACUACUUUGAAAAGUAAUUGUGUGCGUGUGCAAAAACAUCUGGUUUUAAAUAUGCCCAGAAAGUUCCUUUUCUGCAGGAUUAUUUACUGUAUGUAUGGAAUUGUGUGUAUACAUAUAAGCACAUAAAUGUAUUCAUACGUGUGAUAUAAGUGGUCAUGCAAAAGAGAAAAGCCUUCACGAUCCUGCAUAAGGCUGUAUCAGGUUUAUCUCAAGAGCUUUGAUAGCUCCACAUGGUUGGGAUUCCUGUCCUUUUGAGAUUCAGUGCUCUGUUUUAUAUGAUACGUCCAAACUCGUCUCCUCCAGCCAGGAGAGAAAAGUACAGGGCAAAGUUUUGCUGUAAUUAUAGAUGUAAUAAACCACUUUUACAUUUCUUCAGAAGCAGUUAACUGAGAACACCCAUAAGCUUAGAUCCAGCAAUCUACUAUUUUAAGAUUGCCGAGAGCAAGUUAAUUUUAGGUUUAGUGCUUUGUAAUUUAACUAGAGAACUGCACCUAAAAUUUUAAGAUUGAGUUUUGCAGACCUUAAGAAGAUUUGCUUCUUUGAGUUUAUUAGUAUUUAUAGUUGAAGUGUGUUUAAUAAUUUGCUGUGUUAUGUGCACAAAACUACCACUACAAUCCCAGUUUAGCUAAUGGUACUUGACGGCAUUUUGUUUUUUCUCCUGGGCUGUUUUAAAGACGCUGUACUGUGAUCUUACGCUGAUCUUAAUGAGACCCAGCCGGGUGUUAAACGAGCAAUCCCCACUCCACGCACGCACACACGCUCCAGGAAUGUGGAUGUGGCUGUUUUAUUGUUCAAAGCGGGGAUUUAGAAAGUGGCUGGUGAGAGGUAAUUGGGACAGGACCGACUGUGGUCUGGAGGCUUCCAGGCACCAUACGGGAUCCAGACCUCCAGAGGAUGGGUGUUUCUGAGAGGGCUACAAACCGACACCAGCUGAAAAACUGCUCAUGCUUUGGAGCUUCCAGCUAAAUCUGGAGGGAAACAUCAGUCCAUGGCCCAAGACUAAUCUGAUAGUGUGGUCCAAACGCUCCCUCUGCCUUCAGCCCUGUUCUGAGAAGACUGGGUCUCUGGGCAGGUCCUCCUGGCUCUACGGGAGGAGUCCUAGCGGGGAAGCAAACAGCACUGAGACAUCCACAGCUGUCUCACCUGGUCCAAAAGAUGGAUAAGUUACCUAAAAAGUGUUCACUGAGUUGCAUUGUCAGGCAUUGGAACAGGCUUCUUUGGGAAGUGCUUGAAUCGCCACUCCUGGAGGUGUUUAAAAGACAUGUAGAUGAGUUCCUUAGGGACAUGGCUUAGUGGCAACGUUAGGUUAGCAGUUGGACUCGAUAAUCUUGAGGGUCUUUGUCAGUCAAAAUUAUUCUACGAUUCUAUGAUUUAGCUGAGCAUCCGAAGAGAGUGAAGGAAGAGGCAGGGGGAGGAUUAUCCGUUGUGUUUUUUGCUGUAAAUGGCACAGAAACACGAGUCGCGUUUGAGCACAUUCAUGAGGCUGCUCUCGAUUUGACGUGGAAAUCCAACUGGCUUGUACCGCGGGCUUUCCCGCAGCCAUCCUCCGUCUGCAAGGAUGCCAUGCCAUUGAAUUUAACUUACCUGCUUUGAAACGUGUUUAUCCGAAAGUGUCUUUCCAGACAAAAAGGUUGUGCUGGCUGAGCUGUUAACACUUGCAGGGCACGGUACACACUUGCUUCAUCUGCCUGCGGGUGCCCUUUAGACGCGCUACAUCCGAGAGGAAACUCUCCGGUUAGAUUUCCAUAGAUCCAGGCAGGCAGAAGUAAAUGGGAGGAAAAAAUGAGCAGGAUGAAGGCCUGAGUGUCUUUGCCUCUAUCGUACCAUAUAAAGGAGAGGAAAGUUUAUGCCAUUAAAAAAAAAAGGAAAAAUAUGAAGGAAACAUGUUUAAACAGCUAAAAGUGAGUCAGCAUACAGGAAGCUAAUGCACAUGACUGCUGAGAUUAUCAGUAAAUCUUUUUUCCCACUUCUUUCUCCUUGUUCCCCUAAAUUACAGUUUAAUGACUCUGCUUUUUUAAAAAAAAAAAAACACAACACCCUGUGAAUAAAGUAUAAAGGUUGCGGCUUUCCUGGAACCCGAAAUUUCUCUCUGUCCUGUGGAGAGGUCGGCUGUGUCCCCCUGCAGCCACCACGGCACAGAGCCGCUCACCCAUGGGCUGGGGGUGGAUUUUAAAGCCCCAAACAUGUUUUAUUUUAAAGCUCACUUGCUAAUUAUUAGGUCCAGGAGAGGAGAACUUUGAUUUCCCAGUGAGCAUCUUCAAGGCCAUUUUUUUAGCCAUGCACAGAGUGGAUUUUCAGCACUUCUAGUCAUGAGUGUUUGAGUGAGAAGGUGAUACUGUAGGGCCUGGAUUCUGAGCAUCUGCUGAGGCACUGAAUACCAAGGAUAACCGCACUUCUAAUUAGAGGCACCAUCACUAAUUUAGGGAUCUAAAGUAAUUAAGAGGAAUUAAUAAUCAUCAUUACUUAAGGUAUAAAUUAGGUGGGGUGAGUGCAACGCUAAGGUCAGAUUAUGUUUGAUCUGGUUUCUGUAUGUGACAGUGGAAAGAGGUCUCCAGAAGUCCUCCAGCUCCCUGUAAGGUACCUUGCGUAGUGACGGAUGCCAAGACCCCUUGCACCUCUAAUUCGAGAGGUCAGUCUGGUGUCUUUCACAAGAGCUAAUCUUCUACUGGGGACGUUGGGAGCUGGGUUUUGGGGUUUUUGUUUUAAUUUCAUUUUGUUUUUCCCCUUCUUCAGAGUUGCAAUAUACUCGAUAGAAAGGCUGGAGGCACAUGCAGUGGCAAGCCUGCUGCGCUAAUCCUCCUGGGAUGCCCAACUGCCUCGUUUCCUGAGUACACGGUGUUCAUCAGCGUAGGUUGACUGUGAUGCAACUCCAGCCAACACCCUGAGUGUUUCACAGUCUUGCAAGAACUUGAUUCCAGGAGUGACUAGAGCCAAAGCUGCUUUAGCUUUUCCCCUUCCUCAUGUGCACUUAUUCACCUUGAUUUCAUGCCCAUGAUCCGAGUUUGUAAAGUCAAACCACAGCUCAGGAGAGGAAGGUGUGGCUUCCUUCUUUGUUCUACAGAUAGACCUGAAAUAGCAACAAGGAGAAAGGAAAAUUUCUCUUCCCUUAAAGAAGAUGCAUCAAUUCAAAGCAGUAGGUAUUCAAUAAUGUUCAUCAGCCUGUACAAGCAGAGCUCCCAUUGACUUCGAGUUCAGGUUCAGAACCUUAUUCAUGGAGAUUUCCAGGGGGGGAGUCCUAAAGCCCACAUUUUAAAGCCCCUAAUAGGCACUUAAAUAAAUGGCUUCACAUUCAAGGUAACAACACUCGGCUCCUUGUUGAGUGUUUUGAUACAUAUAUUUCAAGUUUCAAUAGAUAUAUUUGAUAUAGAAUCAUACAAUAUCCUGAGUUGGAAGGGACCCAGAAGGAUCAUGGAGUCCAGCUCCUGUCCCUUCACAGGACAACCCCACAGUUCACACCAGGUGUCUGAGGUGAAAUGGUUGGGAGCUGCUGUAGGUUCAACCUUGUUUAAAAGAACAAACAAACAAACAAAAACCCAAGGAACACCAACACGGCCCUUUCCUGAAACCCUGUUUUGCAUUGGCAAGGCACGAAACGCAGAUUUCUACUCACCUCCAAGCAAAGGGUAAUAGCGGAUGUUAUGUUACUCUGAUCUCACUGAUGACUAUUUUUACAAAACAAACUACAGUACAUUUACUAGUACAUGAUGACGGGGUAUAAAUAAUUUAAACAACAGUUGUCAAAAUAAAUGAGCAAAGUGCAUUUUGUGAUAAAUCACACUUGCUUUUUUAAUGUGUUUCUCACUUAGCUGCAAAAUUCAGUAAUUUGCAGUGGAUCUCCCAAUCAUUAAAGCGAAUUAGCAAGCCUCUACUCUCUUAGCCAUAAUUUUCAUCUUAACUAGAAGGGAAUUAUUUAGUAUUAUUUUGGCAAGAGUUCCUCCUUAAUAUUCGUUUACGGCCACAGUCUUACAGUGUAAUGUAAGUUAUGUUUGUGUCCUGGUGACUUGGAUUUUAGAGCUGAAAGCCGAUUAUGAACAGUAAAGAAUUUCAGCUAGCAUAAAGAUAUAAUUGUUUUAAAUAGAGUUUAACAACAAUUCAUAUCACUGGCUGCUUGAGUCCUUCCAUUGGCACGCAGGUGCCAACCAAAUUUAUAAUUGCUUAAGGGGUGCAUAAUGGGAAGUUAUUUUUUAGAGGUCUGAUACCAACAUUAAUGUAUACACAGAGCAUACAUCUGCUUAAUUUGUCUGCUUGUUCGUGUUUAGGUUAUAACUUAUGUGAUGGAACUCUGUUGUCCUGAGUCUUAUUUUUUUCCAUAUAUAUACAUCUAUGCUUGUUCUCCUUUAUAGUUACCCAGGGUUGUUUCUUUCACUUCCUUUCUCCUGAAGCUGAAGGUGGUUGCCACAACUGAGCAUCUCUGCAUAUCAGAAGUGAUUUUUCCUUGCCAGUCUAUGGGAGCCUGUGAUAGCGUCUAGUUUUGUUUGGUUUUGUUUUGUUUUGAGCCAGGAUUAUUUAAAGAGAAAAAGCAUGGCAGAAAACCCACAAAAACUGGCAGCAGGUUUCAGCUGCACUGGGUAAUAACCAAAGUAUUUUUUAAAGCGUUUGACUUGCAUGGGCUAGUUAGGGAGAUGAGAGUAUGGUUUUAAAUAGAUCAUCCCUGGUUAACUAUCACUGUGCGUCCAUUUUGGUCCUACCUUGAAACCAAAGAGCAGAUUUCCCAUAAGUGUUACUCAGAAUAAGGAGAGGAAACUGAAACGCUUAAAUGCAGACUUUCUGGGGUGAGUCUGGCAUGCAUUGUGACACAAAAAGGAUGAACUGGAGUAGUGAAAAAUAUUUUUGUUUGGAGCUGCUGACGUUGUGGGUGUAUGCAGUGAUCAGUGCCAACACCGAGAGACAAGACAAGACAAAAAUCUGAUAGCCAGGUAGAUAAAUAGAUAGGUCGAUGUCAAUAAGGGGUGUUUUCCUGAUUCAUCCCCGCAGGGCAGAUUGACUGUCUAUGCGAGUGACAAUGUUCAUUCCAGAGGCCCAAGUGACAUCUUCAGAAGGGCUGAGAUAGUUUUGUCCUGGUUCUGGCUCUUCCAUCUUGGCCAUCAGUGACUCAAAUUGGGGCAAAUGAUCAGAAUCACAGAAUUGACUGGGUUGGAAAAGACCUCAGAGAUGAUCAAGUCCAACCCUCGGUCCAACUCCAGACCAUUUACUAGAUCAUGGCACUAAGUGCCAUGUCCAAUCUCAGUUUAAAAACCUCCAGGGAUGGCGAGUUCACCACCUCCCUGGGCAUCCAUUCCAAUGCCUGACCACUCUCUCUGUAAAGAAUUUCUUUCUAAUAUCCAGCCUAAAUUUCCCCUGGCAGAGUUUAAGCCCAUCCCCCCUUUUCCUAACACUGACUGCCUGGGAGAAGAGACCAAUCCCCACCUGGCUAGAACUUCCCUUCAGGUAGUUACAGAGAGUGAUGAGGUCACCUCUAAGCCUCCUCUUCUCCAGACUAAACAACCCCAGCUCCCUCAGCCUCUCCCCAUAGGUCUUGUGUUCAAGUCCCUUCACCAGUCUUGUUGUUCUUCUCUGGACCCGCUCCAGCACUUCAAUGUCUUUCCUGAACUUUCAGCACUAAAAAGGCCUUUGUUUGGGGGAAUAAACCUCAAAAACGAGUUUUUCAUGUAAGGGUACAAAUGGUAUCUUCCCCAAUCUAACUAUCCUACCUUGAAAUUUAACUUAAUAUUUCUCCGGGGUUGAGAGACUGUUUGUUUACAUAAUUUGAUUUCACAUUCAAUAUUAAAAGGCUGAAAGUUUGCAGACUGUUCCAAAAAUGUAACAAGGGGAAAGGAUGUCUGACUGCUCUGGAAACCAGCUGCUGGCAAGCCCUGAUACAGCAGGGCAACAGGUGGUGCUUUUAGGUCCCCAAGAGGUGCUGGAGAAGAAGUUGCAAAUUCGUCAUUCAUAGUAUAUGUAUAUGCACAAACAAAUCUAUGUGCUUAAGUUUUGUCUCUUUCUUUAGCUAAGCAACUGCUAUGGGGUGGGAAGGAAACACCAUGAAGUCCCAGAGACUAAAAGGAUUGGGUGCAUGGACGUUGCUUCUGGGUGGUGGGAGCUCCAUUAGUGCCAGUCAGAACAGACUGAGGUGAUUUGCUGUGCAGUCGCACAAGGACAUUUAACAGGUAGCUGGUAUCAGACCUUCACGGGUUUUUAUUUGGAGAAAGGGGAUGUCCACCUGCAUGGAAUUAAUAAGGAAAUUGGUCAACAGGGGACAGCUUCUAUUCCAGUCCUCCAAAUCUUUUGUCCGGUCCUUAAAAUCUCAAGUAAAGAUUUUAACACAAUUUAUAGCCAGCACUAGAAUUAACAGUGAUUUGUCAUAACUUGCUAUUAAGCGAGGAGUCUUGGCUGUUCCCGGCAAAGUCGGUAAUUCUGCUGCCAUGCGGAGAAGUGAGCACCAGCCAAGCUACUAUCAGAAGCCUCCACAGAAAUGACCUGGGGAGACUGUUUUUCACCUUGCUAGUGGUUCUAAAGGCAAAGUUUCCAAACUAAUUCUGUCUCUCACAAUCAAAUCCUAUAAAACAUUUUUGGAGUGUGUUGUUACUCAUCAGAAUGUAAAAAUGGCACCGCCUUACUCAAAAAAUCUGUUCCCUGGGUAUAUUCAGAUCCAUGUGUGCAGCCUUGGUUAACUAAAAUAGUUUUGUUGCUUUUUUCUUCCCCUUAGCUCUGUAGAUGCAGCACAGCUCACAGAUCAUUUUCUCACUGUUCACUGAGAUUAACACCCGGAGAGGUUGGACACUUGGACUAGAUGAUCAUUGUAGGUCGUUGUUGGAAACUAAACUGUUCUAUGAAUGAAAACCUUGUUCUUUUGCAUUUCUAAAUCAAAUUUUGAGGCCUUGUCUACCCACAGGUACCUCCCAUAUUUCUCUGUCUUCCCCCUGUAGCCAGCAGGAGGGAUCUCCCAGGAGGGAUCAGGUUUGGGGCUGGGGACAGGGGGCAGGUGACUGUCUGUGCACUGAUGGUAUAGACAGUCUGCAGAUGUAAUGUCUACAAAUAGUUGGAUAAAUCUGGGCCACAUUUUCAUUUGCAAGAUCUUUGCUGCUACAGCAGCCCAAAAAUACCAAGCGUGGUAGGUAGACUUUGGGUUGAAUGUCUUAGUUAACGUCAGCAGCUAAUGCUGUGUGAUAGGGAAUGGAUAUUUUAAACAAGUAGCAGCUGUCACCUUCAGUGGUACUUUCAUCCUGGUCUUUGGUAGUUGACUCUGUGUGGUUGCAGGAUGGAUCCAGAUCCUUACCACAGAUUUUAAAGACCAUUUAGAGAAAUCCAAUUAAGUUGUGGCUCUCAGAAGUGCCUUGGCUUUAAUGGAGAAGGUUAUCGAGCUUUCCAAAAACCUCUUAGAGGACGUUACAAAGGUUUUGGAAGCAGAAUCUCAGAACACAUGGCAAAAACAUGGUCUCAGAACUUUUUUUCAUGUUAGAUCUGGUGAACUGAAGUUGUGUAAAGAUAUUAGGCACUCAAUCAUGUGCUCGUAUCCCAGACACUUGUCCUGCAGGCAGCCUGCUCUCUGGGAAUAGGGGUCAUUUUCUUUAAAGGUCAUUGCAAAUGAUAUCUCAGCAUCGUGGCAUGUGUGAGUUGCUGAAUCUGCAGAAUGUAGGUAUUUAGUCGUAAUCACUUAUGAUUAUGUUAUAUACAGUCAUGACAGAUUUUGUGAUGUAUAUAUGUUUCUCAUGACAUUUUAGCUAGAGUUAUCAUAGGCAUAUAUCCUGUUAAGAUUCUAGACACAGAUCCUGUCUAUAUUUUGCAUUUAUUGUGCUAAAAAUAUUUUUUAAGUGUUGUGCAUGCUUAUGAGCACCUCAUGUUGUCAAACCAGAGAUGCUGGCCGUCUAGUGACAGACAGGGCGAACUCAUUUGUUCAUGGGCAAAUGAGUAUGUGAUUGUGCAGUUGGUUUGUAAAGCACACUUGGAUGAACCGCACUCGAUAAAAGCCAGAUAAUCACUAUUCGUUAAAAUUUGUUUUAAAAGAUCAUGUACAUACAUAGAAUUUCGUUUCUGUAUCUUCUACUUUAACUCCAAAUCAGUAUCAUUAAUGAAACUGAGUAAUUUGCUGUUAGCUGACAAUGUGUUUAUUGAGUAUCUAAAUUUAAAUAUCAGGGCUAUAACUGCAGUGCAUAUUUUUCCCAUGUACUUUCUUUACAAAUGGCUUAUGCCCCAUUCGUCUAAUCCCUACUUCUGUGAUUAUAAAAUAGCCAGGUUACAUAAAAACAACUAAAUUAUAUAUUUGCAUACAAUACUGCUGUGGCUCUGCAGAAGCCAUUUUGGGCUGCUCAGUGCUUAUAGUUUCUUUCAUUGAAAUGGUUUGUUAUUUCACCAGCAGUACUGCAGAGUUGUUCCAGUCUUUUGCUUGAAAAUGUUUUUUUGUUAUUCUACUCUGAUUGCUGCAAAUGAAGUAAAUAAUAUUUAGUAAAAUAAGUAAUAAAAGACCAUAAAAGAAAGUAGUGCUAAUGUAGUUCUUUCUGCCAUUUAAACCUAUGGGAUUUUUGUAAGUUGGAUUUCAAAGUCUUUGGGCAGAAACCAGCCUUUAGUUAAGUGUUUGAAUAGCACAGUGGGACCCCGAUUCAUGGCUGGGCACUGACAAAGUAACGCUACUAAAAAUAGUUUGCAGAGUUGGGCCCUCCAGUAGCAAAAGAAAAGUCAGAGAAUGCAUAAUUUGAAGAAAUGCUCUGGCUGUUGCCAGUGGGUCUGCUGUCCCUAUUGUUGUUUAAAACCAGAAUUAGCCGUGCCUGUUAUCCACAGCACAGUCUAUCCAUUGGCAGGCUGCUGGCUUCAUUCUUUAUUACCUUUCUAAAUCGAGUUAAACAUCCGUGUUCUUUGGGAGGCCACAGUCAGCGUUCGCGGAGACACAAGAUAGGACUCUGCAUUAUGAACACCACAAUUGUGGAGCCGCGGGCAGCAGCCAUCCCUCCCCACCGCCUGCCUGUGGUGGAGCUCUAAGGCAGAUCUGGGAAAUGAAUUGGUUUAAAGCUUUUCUCAUGGGCUUAUUUCACAACCCGGCAAUGAAGGAAGGGAAGGGAGGACUGGAGGACCACGUCCAUCUCCACUGUUGUGUGAUGCACCACCUGGGAUCACACUCCCGGCGCUGUGUGUGUGCUGGAAGCAGAGCCGUGGUCUUCAGCCCACGGGCAGAAAGGGAAUCACUUUGCGUUGCACAAAGGUGCAAAGAGAAGGCUGGCUUGGCACUGAACAGGACGACUCCUGUUAGGCAUCCUGCGGGGACACAGAAUGUGUGUGCUACGAUAGUAGGUAGAUGUUCCCAAAAUGCCAUCUGGAGUGUACAUAGAUAAGGAUAUUCCCAAUCUCAGCAUUACAUAAACCAUAUACCUCAGCAUAAGAAGCUCGAACACAAAGAAAAACUUGCUUUCCAACAGAGAAGGGCAGAGCUAUUGGAUCACCCUUGCUGUAUAGCAAAUUCAGAAGAUUUACCUUUAUAUAAUCUGGGAUUAUACCUUUAUGUUAAUCCAGGAUAGAGAUAGCACAAAUUAUUUACUGGUUAAAUUCUUGAGCCUUUGAAUCAGAAGCAAAAAAGGGGUUUUUUAAAAGCUUUUUUUUUUUUCCUUUCUGCAUAAAGGCAGUGGUAUCUGCAAGAUGAAAACCCAGGAUGGAUUUCAUAACUUCUGACUGGUGGUCAGGGUUAUAUUUAUAGCAGUGGGUUUAGAAAUGUCCACUGGAGUGGCCUGGCCUGUGCAACAGCAAUGAACAAUAUCCAUGUGCAAUGAAGAAACACCUUGCAAUUUAUCAGAAGACAUAAUUUCCUGAGACAUUAGAAUGAAUUUCUGAUCUGGAAUCUGGGCCAAGAGGUUGGAGACAAAAGUUCUUGUUGACAGGCUGUGCUUGAGUGAUCACCAAGACGUCUCCAGGAUGCUCCAUUAGGGCCACAGAUACAGCAAUCUCUUGGGAGCCUCUAACCAGAGAAAGCUGGAAAAAACAGGGAGGCCUGAGCUGUAGCAGCAUGUUGUAGUUACACCCUAGUGAGGUGAGAUCAUUUCUCUUUGCAAUCUCAGAAUUGAAAGUAGAAGCUGAACAAAAGUGUCAUUAAGAAGUUGAUAUUUAACGCACAUACAGCUCUCUUGGUUCCCACACCCUUUAGGACCAAACUCCAGAAUCCUGAAAUGUGCGACUUUUCCAGAGAAAAAUCCUUUGUUAGUGCGACAAUCUAAGUGGCAUCUCCUGAACAUCUCACACUGCUUUUCUGACCAGGAGGCUGUUUGAUUUUGCAGUUUCUGCAACGUUAUAGCUUUGUUUUUUUUCCAUUUAGGCGUUUUAUGAGUACAGUGUCUAAAUACAGCCUCUCUGGGAGCCUAGGGCUAACCUCCUGGUUGACCUCCAUGCUAACCUCCUGACUAAUCUCCUGGCUAACCUCCUGUCUAACCACCUUACUAACCUCCUGGCUAACCUCCUAGCUCAGCAGUGCCAGCAUCCAUUUAUUCUUGAUGCACCCGGCCUGGCACAAAGGCCUUGAAGGGUGGGUUGAUGGUGACAGUGAACAGGCUAAAAAAUGGCUUAGCAAAAGAUGUUCUGCGAGUGUUUGUUCUUGGGCAGCCUGUGAUAGUGGCUGGGCUUGGAAAACAAAUCUGAUGGCGUGGCUACUGGAGAAAGUUACAGUGAGACAAGUGGCGAUGGAGUGUGAAUGUUGAACAUGUGUCGCAUGUGCUUCUUCAAUGACCGCGCACCAAGCUGCCUCGUGUUCACCGUGGGUGAGGACACAGCCAUGGACAGAUACACCGGAACAUCUGGUCUGCUGUAAAUCCAGACGCCAGUUACCUUGCAGUACUGUGCUCACGGAGGCAUAACCUUAAUUAUCCCAAAUAGACAAAUGCAUGAUGCAGACUGAAAAUUUCAGACAUAUGGACAUGCCAGAAGUUUCAAAUCUCUUGUGGGUGAGGCUUUAGAAAUGUCUCGAGGGGUUACCAGAACUUGUUGCAGCUCCAGAUCUGCUUUUCAGUGAUGUGUCAGCACUUGUUUAGGAUAAACAUUAAAAGAUUUUUUGUAGGAAUCAUCAGAGAAAAUUUUCACAAAUAACUUGGAAAUCAAAGUCUUGUUGUCUUCUAAUGAGACUUUGGUGUGCAAAUCACUUGGGAUUUUUUGAAAAUCUUGUCCAUCUUCUUUCUAGCCAAAAUCUGUUUCAUGCUCCACUGGCAGAAAUUCUUCCUUCCUUCCUUCCUUCCUUGAAGCAAAAAUUUAAUUGGGAUCCAUAGUUUUCUGGCACUGGAAGAAAAAUACCACAUCCCAUUAGAAGUUUUCCCUGAUUCUUGAAGCACAGAAGUUUGUCUGCACAUGAAUUGUGAGAAAUUGUUUGGCCUGAGAUAAAGUGGUUGAACUUCUCCAGUUGCAAAUUGCUACCAAUCUAAUUGCCUACCAUAGCUAAAAUAUGAAAAGUGUUUAAUAAUAAACAAAGCGUUAUUUUUGUUUACUCUAAUUUUACUUACCCAUGUGAAUUCCUUUACUGUGAUGUCGAUUUGUUCAUAUAUUGCAAGUGGAAAUGAAAAGCACAUCAGUGACAAAUGGAAACAAUUUGUCAGCAUGGUCACAAUAAAUUAUCCAGCUGCAAAAUGA
This is a messenger RNA of Columba livia (rock pigeon), 54092 nucleotides long. It is a transcript of the gene SAMD12, whose product is annotated as sterile alpha motif domain containing 12. Gene Ontology annotation, molecular function: protein binding. NCBI's taxonomy places the organism in Eukaryota, Metazoa, Chordata, Aves, Columbiformes, Columbidae. The record is from RefSeq and is a predicted model, not a curated record. The coding region runs from base 148 to 735 and encodes 195 amino acids. Gene Ontology annotation, cellular component: cytoplasmic side of plasma membrane. Gene Ontology annotation, biological process: cell surface receptor protein tyrosine kinase signaling pathway. The transcript is spliced from 6 exons.